GUUGUGUAACGUCAUCAUGGCAGUCUGCUCUGUCUUUAAUAGUGACAAACUCUAUAAUGGUGAUAUGGUUGUGUUUUUGUCUUGUUAGUGGGUAAAUGCGAUUCAUGCACCCAAGGAAACUCCAUGUCGAUUUGGGGCCAUGCUAUUUCAAGUUAUUGUUUAUAAUAAAAGCGCCGAAUAAUUCUCCACCAACCAAAAUAGCACACACAGUGUUGUAAAAGUCCUCCUCGCGCUGAAUGGUGGGUAAUUAACAACGCCCCCUCCGCUGUCCUCAAUACUUUCUGUUUUGUGUACUAUACUUUAUGUCAGCUGUCCUUACUGCAGAGUUACAUGAGGCGGCUAUAGGAGGGCUAAUCCUCUGUGGUCCAGCAGCAGCUUCCACCCUGCCUCGCGCUCUUGCUGAAGGGCAAAUCGAGGUGCUCCUCUUCCCCUCGCGCGCAGCAUCCUCUGCAGGGCUCGCGACCUUUCCGCUGAGGGAUGCACGCGGAAGGAACACUCGGGUGGACGGAAAGAGGACAACCUGUUCGUCGCACCUGUGGCAGCUGUCAAAAUGUCCAGUACAAGCUGAUUAAACCUCCGGAAUUUGACUAGAAGUCCGUUUAUACCGCUAAACUUUGGAUUCUGGCGGUGAAGAAGCACUUUUUUUCUGUUUUCUGGGUCGGAGUUUUGGUCCGUCAUGAAGAAAAAACUCUGAGGAGAGGACAUGGAUUGUGCACGGAGAGUUUGGCCGGUCCUUCUUCUGAAACUCGAGCAACUCAACUCUGGAAAUGAUGCUGUAAAUCUCAGAGUUUCACACGUAAGUAUUUUUGCAAGAAUAUGCAGGAAUGAAAUAGUUAUGAAUUUAUCAAAGCGUUGUUGCUGCACUUAAAUGGCUUGUUUCUCUCUGAUUUUUCAAUGAAGAGCAUCACAACAACAUCAAUAAAAUAACUUUAAAGUUUUUUCAAGGAUAAAACCAUAUAACAGCUAUACAAAUUUACCACUGAGUACCACACAAUAGAUAUAAACAUCCUGAAGUACAUGGUUUUCAAGAUAUCAGUUUAUCAACAUUGAAAUUAUCCACUAAUGAUAAUUUAUUUUGAAAAAGUUUUUUUUUUUACUACACCCAUCACAAAUAUAAACUGAACUGUAGAGCACACUGUCCCUUGGCCCCCCUGACUGACUAAAAUGUGAUGGCUGACCCAUUACAUGUAUUGAUAAGGAAGGCUCACUUCAGUUAAUUUUUCCUCCUUUGAAGGCUUUUUAUUUUCUUCUCUGGAAAAAUAAAUAUUUUUAACGUCAGAAAGGAAUAAUAAUACUACAGCAGAAGUGAAUCAAGCAUAUCUCUCAUGAAUUCAUUACCCUGGUCAUGGUAAUAACUCCCCAGCUGUCUCAUUUUGUAGCUCUGUACCUUCUGUUUCAGCAGUCUGACUCAAUCACAUUGAAAGGUUUUUGCAACAGAAGUAGGUCAUCAGUUCAGUCUGCGCACCUAUGAUCACUUUGAGCGGCACAGACACAUAACACAGCCCACUAGCAACAAACAACAUGCACUCUAUAAACUUUCUAUGUCAUUUGUCUCUCUUGUUAAAUCUGUCUGACCUCAACUUACGCAAUUUUUUUCAUCAACAGUUUUACAUUGGAUCUUUUUUUUUGUAAAAUGGAAGCGUAUUCUCGAACCAGACAUAAAUGUUUAAAACAUAAGAUACUUUGCAGUCCAUUUCAUUAAGAGUUUAAAGAGCUCUGCAGUUUAAAACCCACGAGUCCUUAAUGAAACCAACAACUUAGGAUUUCAUAAUCAGUGUACGUCAGAGAAUAAAAUAAAUGCCUUUUUAUGAGACCCUCUGGCCUGAAAUAACCCUCUGCAUGAUUUAGACUUUGUAUCAGAGGAGCACAAAACCCAGGAUUUAGUAAAGUAACAGAAAAGCAAACAUUACAUAUUUCAGUCAAAAUCCUCCGUCCUGUAACAGAACGGCAUCUAAAAUGACUAUCCUGGUAACAGAGCGAUGAAGAUAGUUCAUCCCUGGAGAGUUUUUUUGACAUGUGCACAAACUACAGGAAAAGUGUGAGUUCAAGUACCUGCUAUCUUAGACACAGAGAUGAGAGAAUGAGAGAAUAAAUCAUUUAAAUAAAAGAAAAAAAAAAGCCAGACAGCCUGUCAGAAUAUUUUUUAAAUGCAUUUUAUAGCCCAGAGAUUGUUUUCAAAAUACAUAAAACUGUAUUUUGAGAAACUGGGAUAAAACCGGCAGGGUCCAAGAAACAAUAUUUACCAUAAGUCAGGUUUGAAAAGUCUUAAAAUGUAGAUAAACAUUAAUUUGUAAAGAUUCUGCUCUUUGAGGCUGAUAUUCCCUCAUGACUUUACCAAAUGCAUUUUUAGACAUUGGAUGUUUUCCAGAGAGAUGAACCGUCUCACCCCUAAAAUGUCUGACAAAGCUAAAAGGAGUCGGAGUGACGUGAUGUGACGUUGUGUUGGGUUGUUGUCUCUCCUGAACAAGCUGCCCUGCACAGUUUUCAGCUGCGAUUCAGUGACAGUUUAAAACAUAGAACUUAAAUGAGGGAGGCACUGUAUUUAUUAAUGUAAUUCUAAACAGAGCACCAAACAGUUCAAUCUUGCAUAAAAUCUUAAUGAUCCUUCAUUAUUGUUAAAAUAAAAAACAUGAGGUUAAUGCCACUGUAAGUUACAAAACUUUGAUAAUUUCUCUUUCUACAUAAAAUCUCAAACUGCUGUCAGUGAGGUCUUUGUUACAUUUUGGACUCUUCAAUAAUUUCUAUAUCUUAAGUUUGGACAUUUGCACUUUUAUGAGAGAAAAUUGAAAAAAAAAAUGUUAUCCCCCAAAAUUAAACUAAGGAUAAUUAUCAGAGAAAUGGAAUGAAAGAAAUACAUACCGUAUUUAAAUAUAACAAUUAACUGCACUUUAAUUCCGGCUCCAUACAUUGUUUUACUCCUAAAGGUUGCAGCAAGCAAACCCCACAUCAGCUAAGUUUUGGGAGCUCACGCUACAAAUUUCUUUUUACAGAUACAUAGACUAUAUGCUGCAGUGCCUGUUUAUUUUUUACUCUGUUUAGCUGCAACUUCACUUUUAUUGUGCUGCAUUUAUAUCGGUAUAUUUAGGUCAGCUUUUGAAGUUCACAACGUCAUUUUUUUUUUUGUUGUUGUUGUUAAAGAAGAUAUUUAAUUUGUGACAGCUUUUUAAUCAUUACCCUAAACAUCAAACAGGUGAAAAUGAAAUAUUAUACACACAGCAUUGAGAAAUACUGUACAACCCCUGUGAGCAAAAUCUUUUUUCCUUUUUUUGUUUUCUCCAACUCCAAAUCAAACUGUUGUGUUUGGCUGCUUUAUGGUGUUAUUCAUUCACCCAUAACAUUACAUCACAUGCUGUCAUCCCUUUUAAUCCUGUCAUAAAGUCUCAAAGUCAUCCCUUCUUUCUCCUGUUAAAAGCAAGAGAAAGACUUCAAAGAUGGAGCAGAUCUGCUGCUUGUUGUUUUUGUUGGCCUGUAGUUUACCCAUUACUAGAAACACCAAUCCAUUUUUUCCCGAUCCAAUCCAAGGCUGACACCAAUCCAAUACAACUGUUGAAUGAAUGAACCAUAUACCUUGCCCUGUGAGUGAAGGCAUUAGGCUUAAAAUUAGCCUUGUUAAGAAAAAGGUAACAAAUUAACACAGAUAUGAAUGUACUUAAUAUUAUUUAUUAACAAAUAACACAUUAGCACACAGCAAAAAUAAGUGAGACUUCCAUGUAUCAAAAGAAAAAUUAAUUAAAAGAAAAAAAAAGUGACUGGAUUGGAACGCUGGAUUGGCAUCAUUCAUCCGAUAUCCGAUCCAGUUAAUUUGUCAAUAUCUGAGCCGAUAUCCGAUCCAAAUAUCGGAUCUGUGCAUCCCUACCCAUUACCUGACUUUAAACACUUCAAAUACUGAUAUUAAAAAUGGCUACUAGUGUCACCAGAUAAAAGUUCAAAAUAGAGGCUGUCUGGGUGCACAUUUCCUCUUAUUGAAUUUGUCUGCUUGUCAAUCAUAAUAAGAACAAGUGUGUCACAGAGGUUUGUGUGUGUUUGUGUGUGUGGGGGUUUGUGCAUGUGUGUGCUUUCCAGUCCAUGGGUCUGCUCUACUUUUCUUUAAUUAUCAUAAUUAUUCCCACUGAUAAAGACUGAAUCACAUCUGGCUGUUACGGGAAUUAAAUUUCAUUCAGCUAAAAUACUUUUUUUUUUUUUCUCUGUGUUGUCAAAUGCUCCUCCACCAUUUCCCAGCAUGCAGAGUCAGAACACCUGAAUGCAGAUUAAAACUAUUCGUACAGAGUUUUAGGUCAUAUACAGGUCAUUGUCAGAGCCCCGUACUGAUGGACGAUUUGCCUCUCAGUAAUAUUAUUGCAUUGAACCUGUUUAUCAGCUUUGUGACGCUGCAAAUAGACCGUAACCUAUUUAUUUUGAUAGGGACUGGGAGAGUGCUGGAUUCAGCGUGUGAGACGAGCUGAUCUGAGAUCAACCUGGGCCAAAUAAGCAGAUCCAGUGAAAGCAGAUAACUAGCGUCUGGCUGGACGUGUGAAGGGAUCAAUGCAUUUCAGGACAGGAGGAGAUGGAAAAGUCUCAGAGCUUAGUCAAUCUGAAAGGGAUACAAUGGUAUUUCUAUGUGAAAAGGGGAACAUAGAAAUGUAAUCCUCUCUUUGGAAAGCAUUUUCAGUUAUUAAAAUAUCAGACUCCCUUGCUGGCUGAAAUGGGUGGGGGUGGUGGGAUUUUUUGGUGGAAAGCCUUUCAGUAAUGUCUUUAUUUAGACUGUGGCUUUAUUCUUUGAUCAGAUUACCUUUAAACUGUCUUUAGUCUUUGUUUAAUGCCAGAGGAACAAAGUUUUUGAUAAGAAAAACACAAAUCUUUGUAAAAGAGAUUUAUUUCUAAGAUUGAUAGAUGAGUGGAUUAAUUUAUUCUUCAUUUAUUUUUCAAUAAUUUGACACAAGCUGACCCACAAGCUGUUCUUUAAAAGUUUAGCAUCUCAAUCACUAAGAGGGGUCUGGCUGCAGACCUCCACUGAGAGGAACCACCUCCACUGAGAUCACCCGAGGUGACGUUUUUUUCUCACGCGCUCCAGUUUGUUUGAAGUGGUUAACCCCCUUUUGUAUUUUGUCUUUAUUGAACACAUGAAUACACAAAAUACAAGAUCCAAAGUCUAACUUUGAUUUUUAAGAGGUCUAUUAUAAGAGUGAUUUUAGAAAAAUGACCCCUGACUCCACUGCUCACCUUCGCUCUAUCAAACAUUUUUGAGUUUUUGGUUCACGGACAGCUACAUUGCUUCUCUUCUCUGUUUUUUUUUUUUCGGCAGCAGCUGAGAGCAGCUUCCACCCCAAAAAAAAAAACUAAAAACUUGAAACAAUCAACUUUCUCUGCUCAACACCAGACAGGCCAAUUAAAGGAGUAGUAGUAGUUUGUAAAUAUGUUUCAUUCAGUGCAUGAUCAGAUCAUAUAACAAAAAAUUAACUCAGAGUAAGUGUUUUAUAUAUCAUAGGGGGUGGGCCUUCUUCCAUGGAGGCUUCUUGUCUUUGGCAGCCAUGAUUGACUUGUGGGCUGGAGUGAUGUGCAGGGGAGUGUUUAAAUCUAAUAUCUGACCAUUAGAUAUCUCUAAUUUAACUGUUACUUCACACUUUAUCUUUGAACAAUCAUUAAGCAGCCCUUGCCAAGCUUUUAUGAGCUGAAGAGUUGUUUAAGAGGAAAACAGCGCUACACAUUUGUCUGCUCUUAUGAAACUCAACAGCAAAUUAAUGUAAAAGUGCCUCAAGGUUUUUUAAAGGGUAAAAAUGUGCAAGUGAAGUGGAAAAAGAGUAAAAUAGAGUAAUCACACAACUCUAGACAGGUUUAAAAAUACUAACAAAAAAAGAAAAGCAAAAAACAGGGAAACUUUAUGAUUUGGUUUACACAUCUAUCAAAAAGUGGGAGGAAGUACAUUUUAUUAAAUCCCAUGCAUUCUAUGUAAAUUAGUAACAUUAAUUAUAAAGAUUCUUUAUUGAUAUUAACCUACAUAACAGUGCCUAGAUGUUGUUCUAAUACAUUCAUUGUUAUAUGAUAGGAUUAAAUAUAAAUAGUAAACCAAAAUGUAAUUUUUCAUUUAUAAAUCCUAAUCAAAACGUACAAAAUUCAUCACUGACAUACUAAUCACCGAGAAAAAACAAUCACUUGUUUGUUUGCCUAUCAAAACACAGAGAAAUGACGGAUUUCUUUUAUCCUAUUAAAAAUAUAUCUAAAGGAAUGGGUAUUUACAACUUACACACAUAGUUUGAGAUGAAUUACAUUUAAUUUAAAAUGUAAUCAGUAAGAUCAAGUCAGUUGGUCAUUGUCACAAGUUAUGGUCAACAAAUUGAACUUGUAUCUACUUUUAAGUAUCUGGGGUUCUUGAUUGAUGACCACUUGUCUUUUAAGGCACAAAUUCAGUAUACUGUAAAGAAGCUGAAGCUUUUACUUGGAUUUUACUUUAGAAACAAGAUUUGCUUUUUUUUGAGGGUGAAACAGAAACUAGUGGAGUCAACCUUUCUUCCGAUAAAUGAUUACGGUGAUGUGUUAUACAUGAAUGCCUCUGUUCAAUGCCUUCACAUGCUGGAUAGUGUGUAUCAUGGUGCUCUGAGGUUUGUUACAAACUGUGGAGCUCUAACUCAUCAUUGUGUCUUAUACAGUAAAGUAAACUGGCCAUCUUUACAUGUGUGCUGGCUCAGCCAUUGUUGAUUUAUAAGGCUAUUGUUCAGAUGACUCCAUCUUAUUUAUCAUCCAUCUUAAUCUUGAAUAAGAGGGCCUACAGUCUCCGCUCCUAGGGCUUUUAUCAUUUUACUGUUUGUAAGGUCAAAACAGAAAUGGGGAAGAAAGCUUUUAGAUUUUCUGCUCCGAGUACAUCUUGCAAUCAGACCUUAAACUCCAAAGUCUGGUAUCUCUGAAUGUCCAUUCAAAUCCAUCAAAUCCAUUCCUUCAAAUCCAUGAUAAAUUCCAUCACAUCCAGGCUUCAGGAGUGCAAAUGUUUUAUUUGAGUGCAAAUGUUUUACUAAUCUUGUGAAUUCUUUUAACUAAUUGUGAAAAUUCAAUUAUUACUUGUAUUCUUUGUAUUCUAUAUGAUUAAUGUGAUUAUGUAUUGAAACUGUAUGUGCUGCCAUUCUUGGCCAGGUCUCUCUUCCAAAAGAGGUCUUAAAUCACAAUGGGACAAACCUGGUUAAAUAAAGUUAAUAAUAAUAAUAAUAAUAAUAAUAAUAAUAAUAAUAAUAAUAAUAAUAAUAAUAAUAAGUAAAACAAUGAAUAUAAUUUCCAAUGUCAAAUAAAACACAUGUAGUCAUAUAUGUUCUGGUUUAUCUAUACAUAUUUAUACAAAGAUACAAAAUGACAAACCCUUUAAUCUUAAGUCUUAGUCACAGAAAAAAAUGGAGUUCAACAAAUACUGAAUAAAUAACAAAAGAAACAAAAAUUAUUCACCAGAUGAUAGACAAACCUUUUUUUAUGUACCUCAUGGCAGUAAUCUCUUUAUACUGUGUACUGUUUUUGUUUAGAUAAUUCAUUGUUAAACUUCACAAAUAUGAAUACAGCAGUUUUUCCUCAUUAUAUGAACACUCAGAUAUUUGAAUUAAACUUCGCCUCCCUGAAAAGUUAUUGAUGGACUAUUUCUAUAGAGUAACAUUUUUAUGAUUAUUUUGAUUAUUAUAGAGCCCUGCUUAACCUGUUACCAUCAUGCAUCUGGAUGCCAAAACUGACACUGACCAGGCGUUCUUAGCAGGGCGUUUAAAGAUAUACAAAUAAAUAUAUUUUUUUGGUGUAGUAUUUUAAAGUUCCUACUAAUACACAUUUGUUGGCCAACUCGACUAAAAAUGUUUUGAAAUGUAACACACCACACACUUUUGCCUGAAGUGGUUUGGUUUUAGUGAAAAGUGUGGUAGCUGGCUGGCAGAUGUCCAUGCUUCGCAGUUUUCUUGAGUUCAGCUGAGGAAAACCUAUGAGUGCGAUCCCAAAUCAGUGCUUGUGCUCCUCUGGUCAGGGCUACAGCCUGUGGACUUAAUCCCUCUGACUCAGAACUACAGCUGGCCUAGUUUGAUAGAAACAGUUGGAUAACAGGAAGCUGCGGUUGGUGGUAGGGGUAAAACACAUUUAUAACAUGUUUCUGGACCUCCCUUGGUGCCAUCUUCCAAUCAGAGAGUCCGUGGCCUUCCAGCUUCUGACUUAAGCCUUUAUACAUCUCAAUCACACAAUGUUUUGAAUUAGAAAAUGUAACAGAGCCUCGGUGAUAGAGACCCAGAUACCUGUGCCCUUGGUAAACAACACAAAGUCAAUUAUAAAUUCUCGGUUUCUGAAUGGAUGUUAUUUUCAAUUUGACCUUUUACAUUAUUGGAUCAUCCUAUCAGGACAAGGUUAAACAAAACCAAUCUCAGGUUGUAAGUAGCCUUUGUGUUUAAUCUGACAUGUUGGGAAUCUAAUAAUUUUAUCUUUUCCUCCUAUAUGAAGUGACACGUGAAAAUCCUGCUUUGAAAUACUGGUGCUGUCUUGGUACCAUCUUAUCAGGUGAAAACCUGAUGAAAUCUACCCACAUAAAACAGCCAACUGGCAUAAAACAGUUUUCUGGUCUUUGGGGCUGUGCAAUAAGUUGUUAAAGUCACAUCGAAGCAAUCACCUUAUAGGUUAUUCACACAUCAGGACAUGAUUUUGGUAUUUAUUCAUAUCCACGUGAAGUACAGAUCCGGUAUUUGCUCCUCCUUCAGCUGCUUUAGCUGCAGAUGUUUACUCCUUUUUGACUUGCAUUGACUGAAUGCAAGGGCAUGAAGACAGAAAUCAUGAUGGACUCUGGAGUGAAACCAAAACAGUAAGCUGAAAGGACACAAAAUAUUCAGUCGAACAAAAUGAAAUUUAAAUUUAUUGAGUUCUGUGGUAUAAGCGACCUCUUUUGCCUUUCGAUACGGCAAUCUCAGUCAUAGGUGGAAAUAAUUCAAACUUAAUACUAAGAAAUUUCAGUGGAUAUAAUUUAUGUAUCACUGUAGUUCUCUUUUUGUCAACGAAUCCAACAACAAGCUGCCAUUGCAAUGGUGGCAUUCCCCUCAAAUAUGUGUGCUUGUAUGUGUCUGUGUGUGUGUGUGUGUGUGUGCGCGCGCGCGUAUGUGUACAUAUAUAUUUGUAGAUAAAUGUUCUAAAGAAGUGAACAACUUUCUACUUUUACCAUCACUUUCACUUUCACUGUAACUUUACUUUUUAUAAAAAUCAGGAGGAACCUUUGGAGUUCUCAUCUGCUUCAACAGCUGUGACCAACUGGUUAUCCUUACAAUAAACAGGGUUUUGCUAUAUGAAAAGCAGAUAUGAGGAGCUACUUUACAUGGAUUGCAAACUGACAAAGAAAAAUGGGUGUAAACACAAAUUGGUCAUCUAUUUUUUGUUUGUUUGUUUGUUGUUUUAUUUGUUUUUAUGCUGUCGAAUUUACUUCGUUAAUUUAUACUGUUCUGUUCAUAUAAAGUUUCUGAGUUAGAACCAAAUGCGGUAAAACCAGCUCUUGUUCAUCAAAUACGGUAGUAGUUUAUUAUAAACCCAGAAAAAUGAUGGCAUAAUUCACACUGAACAUACAAACCUUGCUCAGUCAUCUGUAACUAAUACAGGUCGUUUUGAUAAAAUUCCUCCAUCACGUCAGACCAAAACAUGCCAAGAAUAAUGACUAAAGAAUGUUAAACUAAAGAAAAAACUGGUCAACCAAAACCCUAUGAUCAUUACACAAUUAUUAAAAAGCUAAUUAGAACUGAGUAAGUAAGUGCUGUAACACUUGCACAAACUUUCUUACUCAUCACCUGGCUGUGUUAAACAUUUAAAUCUAAUUGGUUAAAACGCCAUAACUAGGGUAACCGCUUUUGGCAAAAGUGACUCCAGGGAUGACCACACAACUGCAGGUCAUAUCAAGGAAAGUCAACUGCAGAGACAAGAAGAUAAAAAAAAUGUCUUUUCUCAAAUUAGGGAAAAAAAUUGUGAUGCUAAAACACACAAGGAGCUGAGUCAAAGGGACAUCAACCAAAUUGAAGAAAACAGGCAAGGAGCAACUGCAAACUGCAACCCAGUAAGGGCUUUAGCAGUGUUACAGGACCAGUGCUGCUGAUAUUUUAUUUAUCUGCUCCUGGGAAAUGCUUGAGUUAAACUUUAUCAUGACUAAAAAUGUUCAGUUCUGAUAAUGUCACGAUUCAACAAAAACAAGGGAAGACCCAUGUGCAGAACUGAUAGUGUUUUAUAAAACAAAAGACUAUACUCGAAACAACAAAAACUUCUAACAGAAAAUUUCUAACUGGAAAAUCCAAAUCCAAUAAACCAAAAUUCCCAGGAGCAAGCAAGACAAUGAAAUGAAAAGGCACUGGGAGAACAUGAGGACAUGUGGUAGGGUUGACAAAGCAUGGGCAGCAUCGACAGGUUUGCACAUCAUGAUCCAACAAAGAAGGCGAAGACAGGGUCUAUAUACACACACUGGGUAACGAGCCAGAAAACACAAGGAGAGCCAGAUCACAGUAAAACUGGAUACACACAUGAAACAGGAACACAGAGGAACUAUUCACCAAAAAUGACACAGAAAAUACAAAAGAAGGAAAAAGCCAAAACCACAAGAAUAAAUCAUGACAGCUACAGUAAUUGUUGCCAUGGUAGCACUGCCAACCUUUACUUUUUUGACAGAGUCAAAUUCUUUCUAUCUGAAGUUUUCAUUUGGGGUAAAAAGUGGAUAUUGUACAUUGAGCAGGGGAGUCUAGUCUAACCCUGUCAGGAUUCAGUUUCCAAUAACUACUUGCCCACUAUACAUUAUCUAUUACUUAGAAAAAUGUUAGGGAGGAAUCUUAUCUGUUUACUAAUUUCUUUUAAUUUCUCUACUUACUUGUUCCUCCCUAUUUCUCCACCCUCAGCUGUAAGUAAAUUCUAGUACAGGAGAAUCAGGAUGAAAAGAUGGCAGCCAUGCUGUUACCAACGGGUCCUGUUGGCUUGCGGCGGUUCACUCGCGAAUCCUUGGCUGCGCUGGAGCAGCGGCUUGUGGAGGAGCAGGCCAAGAACGCCAAGAAUUGCCAUGACGCUCACAGGAACGCUGAGCCACAGAAACCCAGGAUCGACCUGGAGGCAGGCAAACAACUGCCACGAAUCUUCGGUGACAUCCCUACAGAGCUCAUCGGGGUGCCACUGGAGGACAUCGAUCCAUUUUACUACAAGAACCAGAGGGUGAGAGCAGAUGUGUGUGUUUGUUAAGAGGGUUAAGUAGUGGUUUGAGGUUGGAAAGAUAAAGGGCUCUAUUUUCGUGCGCGCCGGUGAGGCGGCGGAGGGCGGCGAGCCCCGCGCAGUUGUAUUUUCGUCUGGCGGAGCCCAGCGUAAGGCCAAUUUGGUAUUUUCGUGGCAUGAGCCGCACAGAGGCGAGCCGAGAUCCGCCAAGCUGGGCGUGGUGGUGUGGCAGGGGGAGGUGUCGACAGAAUCAGCUGGCGCAGUGACAUUUUCGUGCUCGCCAACGGCGUGUAAAGUGCGCUGAAAGCUCGCCGAUUCAAACCUGGUCAGCUUUCAGCGCAAGGCGGAAUGCAGCUGGUCUAGUAGUAUUUUGGUAGACCGUCGGGGUAUCGACAUAUGUCACUGAUGCCUCACCGGCAGGUUUCCACAGUGUCAGGCACAUUUCAGUGCAAUAAAUAAUCAUCAUCAACUAUUAAUCUGAGUCAGCACAUACAUUUAGAUCUAUAUCGAUAUAUUCUGAUCUAUAUGUGAUCUGAUGAGCGCGUUUGGCACGCGUUUGGACACACAACCUGACCGAAUCAACACAGCUGAAACCGCAUCAAAUUAAAUUAAAUAUCUAGUAAAUAAACACACAUGAUGAAGUUAACUAGAUAUGUAAUUCGUCUCCCUCCUUUUCUUUCUUCCUCUUAUUUCUCGCACAGCUCGACCUGGACACGCCUCCGUGUCCUCUGUCUGUCUUGCUGCUGCUGCAGCUGAACAGAUGAUUUGUUUCAGUGCUCAGAUGCGUUAUCUACUUUAAGCCGACAUACGGAUAUUAUAAUAUUCAGUUUUGUGAGCCAAAUUUAUUUUAUAUGCCAACAUCUAUGAAAGAAAGAGCCAGGCCACGGAGCGCGAUGCGUCAUUUACGCACAGAUGGUUCCGAUUUUAAUGCCAUUUUUGGAGUUUAUGUUGUGAUCUGUGCGCUCAACCCACCUUUGUCACGUGAGGUUUGAAUAUGAGCAACUUUAUGUGAGUGUCUUUAUUUGUGGAAAAGGGUGUUUGUCUUACCAGUGGGUCCAACAUUACGCACACUAAAUCCAUCUGUGCUCAUAUGAGAGAGUGUGGAGGACACAUGUUGAGGAGCUGCCCUCUGUCGCCAUCUUGUGGCAUUACUGUCUUAAGACAUCUCUUGAUCUCUUUGACUACUUCAUGAAAAUAGUAAUACGCCUCGCCUGUGGCAGAUUUAAAGGCAAGGAGAGGAGCCUAUGUGAUUGGUGAAAACAGGUCUCGGCUGUGUUAAACCCACUUCACGCCCUUUCUCCUCCCCGUCUACGACUUAUGGUGCUGGGAGGAGCUGAGUUAGGGAGGGGGGAUACUUACGCCGGGCUGCGCGGCUCACCAAAAUACCAAAAUGUGCUUGGGAACGCCUUGUCAGCGCGGCGGAUCUGACUGACGCUGCGCUUGCGGCACGUCUCCGGCGAGGCACCAAAAUAGAGCCCAAAGUGUUAAAUACUCUGAUUUGGUGUACCAAACUGAACAGAUGAAGUAUUAUUAUGGUGUCUUUGUUGUUAAGAUAAUUCCCUGCAGUCUAAAAAACAGACUCUAAGUCAGAUCAUUUCAGGUUGUAGAGAUUACAAAAUAAACAACUUCCUUUUACAGAAGAAAAAAGUAGAGUACAAGUCUAUUUAGUGUUUGGUAGGUGGCCCAUUGCCUGCAACCAGUUUGCUGUGACUUGCACCAUCUACCACUUCUUUAUCUACCUAUCUCAUAUCUUUACUACUCUUCAUAUUCAGGACUGCAGGGGGGCUGUAGUCCCAGUUGUCAAUCUUAUAUCACAGGGCUAAUAUAUAGCAUAUACCAUUUGCACAAAUUUACACCAACAGGUAAUUAAGUGUCACCAUAAAGCUAUCAAGCAUGUCUUUGACCUGUGGAAAGAGGCCAGAGCACUCACAGAGAGCUCAUACAUGCACAGGGAGAACAUGCAAAUUCCUGCAGCUGGGGAUUUGGACCAGGAACUUUUCAGCUGUGAGGAAACACUGCUAUUCACUCCAGCACCAGGCUGCCAAAAUAGAUACUCACUAUCUUAACUAGAUAGAUAAAUAAAUAAAUGACUCCCACAGUUCUUCUCUCAAUGCAGUUUUAUGACCUUAUAUGACCUUAUCGCUUGCCAACUGUUUCUUUCUAUCCAUUUAAUUUAGGUUACAUGGGUGACUGGUCGUUCAUCAUCUGCAUUAUAGAUGUGUGAGGGAUGUUAUUACUGUCAUUACUAUUUUUCUUUAUGUCUUCCUGCAUGUUUAUUUCACAUCUGGAUUUUGAACACGAUAUGACAGUGAUCCACCUCUUUCAGCUGAGGUUUUUACUGAAUUCACCAAGUGGUGUUUUAGAGCAGCUCUUGGAGAUGAGAGGAGAGCGACCGCAUCUUUUUAGAUCUCUUGUGGACACACAAAUAGGAUUAACAAGUUUUGAUUUGCAGAGUAGAUCAGGCUGCUGCCCGUUAAUGGGCCGCUUACGGAGAGAUGAAAAAAGGACGUGGCAGUCAUUCUCAGGGUCUCUUUGUUUUGGCAUGUGAUGUGCUGCUGGAUGGGAGGAUUAACCAAAGACGAAAAAAUAUUUAAAUAAAUGCCACAUCUGUUGGGGAAAGGUUCAGCCCGCUUUGGAGUUGCCUCCAUUAUCACAACUGGCCUGGCCUGUUGCGUGUAUGUGUGUUCACUGCUUUCUUUGAGGCAGGGGAGCUUGUACUGGAGGUCAACACAGAUGUUAGACAGAGUGGUAGAGUCAACACAACGGUAACAUUAAUACCCCUCCACUGCUGCAGAGCGCUGCCAUACAGCUCCUCUGCUAAAGGAAAAAAAAGAAGAUGGGAAAAUUGGUGUUAGAAGUUUAUUCUUUCCAAAUUACUUGUAAUAAAAUGCUAACUUACAAAAUAUGGGCAAUAUGUUUUUUCUCACUAAUAAUGUUUUUUUUUUUCUCUGUUUUCUUUGCAGACUUUUGUAGUACUAAACAAAGGGAAGGUCAUCUUCAGAUUCAGCUCCACAUAUGCACUUUACAUAUUAUCUCCUUUUCACUUCCUCAGAACCAUAGCCAUAAAAAUCUUGGUUCAUUCAUAUCCUUUUUCAGCGUCAACAAGUUUUUUCUCUGCCAAUGAAGUGUAAGUUUGUGUUUGACAGAGUGGCCAAAGCUUUCCUAUUUUACUUCCAUACAUAAACAAUUCUGUUUUUUUUUUUUUUUCAGAAGUUUGUGACAGAGUAUCAGUUUUAAAAUACUGCCAUUACUUAAAAAAAAAAAAUAGCUAAGCUAAAAAAAAAAGCAAAAAAUAAGGACGUUUAGACAUUUUGAUAGUGAAUAUACGUACAAGAGGGGGCUGAUAAUCCAGCUCCCAAAAACUAUCUCAAAGUAAGGUAUAAUCGUGAAAGCACUUUGUCAAAACGAUUAAUAAACUGUGAGUCAGACUGUCUGCUUUGCACUGAAUACGGUGAAAAGUUUCCUCCAAAAACUGAGAGAUCUUUUGGCUUCAACUCCCUCCACCUUAAACUGGUGGAUAAGCCAAUUUUCUAAUAUUUACUGUUUUCCCCUGUAGGUUUCUAUUGGAUUUUUCCAUAGUCCCAUUUUUGAAACAGCUUUGUAAUGGCCCUCUCUGGCAUCGCAAAACAAAUCCCCUGAUAUCCCUCUUUUAAUCUCUGAAAUGAAAUAAGAGCAAGGAGAUUUCAAAUCAUGUGACGGCUGCCUAUUAGUUCUCAGACAGCCCAUUUGUACUUUACAUGCAGGAGGGAAUCUUUCUACUGGAUCUCAUCCGUGAUAAAGAUUACAAUCAAACAAAUAUUGAUUAGAUUAUCUCUUUAAAUUGCAUGUAAAAAUACUAAUUCCUUUUAACUGAUCGACACAGCUGCUCUGAUGAACUCUUCAUGUUGUAAAAACCGCUUUUAAAAAUCACAUUUUUAAAGAAACUGGUUUCUUUUGGAGGAUUGUUUUGCUACUAUUUUAAUGAUCUUAUCCUGGAAAGUGUAAACAUUUCAAUGACCUUCAAAUCUUUAAAUAUUCAGAGUCAACAGGGCCUUUGUUGUUGUUGUUUCAUUCAUCCAUUAAAAAAUGAUAUCACUCUCCUGAUUUGAUGUAAAAUGGAAUUAACUUACAUUUUCCAUAAUCUGCAUUUACUUAAGGUUUAAUGCCUUUAUCACGCAUAGUGAUGAUUUAUCCUAAUGGGUUCGCUGCUGUUUCAAAUGGAUUACAUAAAUAUUGUGUCAUUGUGUGAGAUACUCUGUGUCAGCUUACCAUGGAAAUAACGUAUUGACUUAAAACUGUAAAUGACUGUUUUAGAGUUCAUUUUCCUUAACCUCUGUCCUACUUUAUUCAGCCUGUUCAUAAUGUUCACUAUUCUGACCAACUGUUUCUUCAUGGCCAUGUCUGAUCCGGCACCAUGGACCAAGUACUUGGAGUAAGUGCACAGUAUUUAGUAUUAAAGCACAGGUUUUAGACAGAAAUAGAUACAGCAGCACAUGUGAUCUAAUGUUAAGUUUAAUACUGAGGUUUAUUGUUUUGUCAGUGGUGAUUGAAGAAUCGUUAACUUGUGAGUAUAUGAUGCAUGUAGUCUCACCUCAGUCAGACUUUUUAGUGGACAUUAUUAAAACAAGCAUGUGUUGUGGAAUGAAACAUAACUAUUUCAUCUUCAGAAAACAGAUUGUUGUACAAAAUAGAGAAGCUAAGUUGUCAUCAGCAUUUGUUCACAGGUGUUUUGAGCAUGCAGCAUGUUAAAACACGUUUGGUUUAUCGGUACCAUUAAUGUGGCAUCAUAAAUUCCUACAUGUUCAAUUGAAAAUAAGAAAUGGUUUAGAUGGUGUAGUGAGUUAGCUGAUAAGACCGAUAGCACUUUCUAUUUUUGUGAUAACAGCAAAUCAACAACUGCAACUUGAUUAGCGAAGCAUAGCCCAAUGAUAGAAAACAUGGGGAGUUAUUAGCCUGGUUACGUGUCAGCAAAGGUAAACUGAGGCUUAGUGCAGCAAACACAGUCUUAUUUGAACACUCCAGUCUGGCAAAAAUGACAUUUAUUGACUGCGAUGAAGGCCUUAGUGUAAUAUUGACCUGGAUAGGCUCUUUAAAUUUUAGCAUGGUGGUAUUUUCAAAUAUGUAAAACUCAUAGAAACAGAGCACACAUUAUACGUGUUAAUUUAGAAUUUUUAGCCAUGUGAUACAAUACUGAGUGGACAUGAAUGUCAAUUUAACUAUUGGCCCAUGUAUUCAAUUCUGGACUGAGAGUUUGUACAUUACUCAUUCUUUUAUUCCACUCAUUUGCUUUUCAUCCGCAUAGAUGUGUUUACAUUCAUUGUGAGCUUUGUGAUCUUGUACAACCCCCCAAAACAGUCAGGAUGCUGCGUAACAUGUUCACCAGAAACAAAGCCAGAUGGUUUGCAAACCAUUUAAAGCCUAUUUUAAAUAGAAAAUAAUGCAGAGACAACAUUAACUAUUAAAACUGAAAAAAGUUGUUUGAAAAAUAUUGGAGCAGGGUCAACAAAACACUGUAAAUGUGUGUAGAUCUAGAGAAAAAAAAACUGGAGGAACAUCUUUCGACAUACUAAAUUUAUUUACCACAGGUUAGUAACACGAGUGGGUUUCAAAUGGGCACUCAAAAGAGGCAGAGUCUCUCUAAAGAAAGACAGAGGAGGAAGAGAUUGAGAAACCAUGGGAGUAAAUAGUUCAGCAAUUUCAGAAUAAUGUCCCUGAGUGAAAAAAAUCAAAGAAUUUAGAGAUUUCCUCAUCUGUACAAAGAUUUCUUAGAGAGUCUUGAGAAAUUUUUGUACAAAAAGGGAAAGACCCAAAACCAAUUCUGGAAGGAUGUGAUCUUCUGGCUCCCAGUCUCUGCAGUGGAAGUCACUGCACUUCUAUUUACCUGAGCCCAUUUGAGAUGGACUGAGAAAAUAUGGAAAACUUUGCUGUGGUCUGACAUUAAAAAAUGUUCUUUCUUUUUGGAAAUCAUGGACACCACAUCCUCUCCUUUAAGGAGGGGAGGGACCACCCUGCUCUUUAUCAAUGCACAGUUCAAAAGCCAGCAUCCAUGGUAUGAAUGGGAAGACACCAUUACUACUGAAAUGAUAAAUACAGGUUACUUUUAAAAACUUCUGAAACUAGUCUCUUUGGUUCCUAAACUUUAACCGACAGUUGUUCAAAGAAGAGUUGUAAUAAAAUAAUGACAAAGCACCCCUGCCCCAGCUGCUUUCAAAAAUGUCCCUGGCAUCAAAUUUAAGAUGAGCAUCUGUUUUUCAUAUGACAACAACAUGUUUCAGUUUCAAAACUUUACUUAUUGUCUUUGCACUAUUUUCAAUUAACUGUGCUACAGAUGAUUCAUCAACUUUCGAUACUGUUAAGUCUAACUCUUGUAGAACUGGGGUUGUACAUCUUUCUGAGCUAACACAGCUAACAGGGUUUUCUCCUCAUCUCAGGUAUACUUUCACUGGCAUCUACACUUUCGAGUCUGCGAUAAAGAUAUUUGCAAGAGGAUUUUGUAUAGUACCGUUCACCUUCUUGAGAGAUCCAUGGAACUGGUUGGACUUCUCGGUUAUUGUCAUGGCGUAAGUAACAAUAUCAUUUACAUACACACUGACAAUCCCUCUCGCCCUUACAUUAAGCUAAUGUGUGAGAGGAAACUACCAGAGAGAUGUAAAUUAAACCGUGUCUUCACAUGUUCAGUGGGAAAGUUUUUCUGCAGACUUUGGUGAGGGGCAGUAAGUGUUUCCUGAUGUCUGUAAUUUGAAGCUUUGUCAAAGGGAACAUGGUCAGUAAGUCUUUCUGAAUGGUGAUUUGAAACACCGUAAACCACAAGCUUAUUGUUGAGGUCAGAGGUAUGUGUGCCAUGACUCAAUACCCGUGAUGCAGGCAGCAGAUUAGACAGGUGACCUCUCAUUGUAUUAAAGCUGCACUGUUCAAGCCCAAUCAUGUUGAUAGGAUGUCUGCUUUGUUUGAAAACAGCCAGACAAAUCCUUUUUUCGACGUGUAGACACACCAAAAGCUGCCAUCACCUGAAAGAGUAAUUUGUUUUGAUUGAUGAUGGUUCACUCAGCUAAUUCAGAGGUAAUUUCCAUUCAUUCUAUUCUAUUUGAUUUUAACUGCUGAAGAGACUUGAAUCAGUGUUUUACAUGUUAGCAAAGACUGACAGAAAGGCCCCUUAAUUCAGUUUGCAUUUGGGGCGGAUUUUUUCUUGGGCAACAUUAAAGUCAGUCAGUUUUGAGUCCCUGUGGGUACAAGAUGUGCUCAGGUGGUCAGACUGGCUCUGGGUCCUGUGCCUGUUGUUACAGUGAAUGAAACAGAUGCGCUCAUGUGAUGUACAGCCCACCACAGUGUAAAGCAUCAUCAUACAAAUGCAUAGCAAAUCACAUUAUGCACUGGCAUCGUUGGAGGUGCGACAGGCCAAAGGCCCAGCAGAAAGACCACCUUACUGUGAUGAAUAAUGCAACAUCACAGUAGGUAAGGUACCUACACUGCGAACUGCAGGCUGCAGUGGGAGGUACUUCAUCAAAGUCAUGAAAGGGUGGGACUUGUGAUGUCAUUUGUUUUCAAAAAAGUUAGAGAUCUACACAGAGGGCUGACCAACUACAGUUGGUUUUAAGGUACAAUUUCCAAGUCUGCUGAUAUUCCCAUGAUUGGACUCGAUUCCUCUCCAUGUUUUAAAGUUUUCUCUAUGAAAUGAUCUUGGAUCAAUGCAAAAUUUUACAGAUACAGAACAUUUUAAAAGGCUCAAAGGUCAGUUUUGAGGUACAGCUUUUGUAGGUGAAUCAUCCUGAAAUUGAGGUUGUCAGUGCUGUUGACAUAAAAAAAAAUCACCACUGAACACAAGCCCUUGAAGUCACUGCAGCAUUCAAUGAGAACUAUACUUUUUUGUGACUUUAACUAUUAAAAAGUUUCAAUAAAAACUCACUCUGAUUUUAAUUUCUUUAGAAAAUCAUUAAAAAAAUUUUGAUGUAUGCCUGCUCUAUCUCCCUGCUAAGUCUCAAUAACCUCCUUUCAUGAUGUUGCAGGUAUGUGACAGAGUUUGUAGACCUGGGAAACGUCUCAGCUUUGAGAACCUUCAGAGUACUAAGAGCGCUGAAGACCAUCUCAGUCAUCCCUGGUGAGAUAUCCAAUAACUCAGAGCUCUGACCAUGUGUCUCUGUCUCCCUACUUUUCCUACAUCAGUUAAAACACAACUCUGUUUGUGUUUGUGUGUUUCUAACACUACUGACGUUUCAUCUCCUCUCUUUCUUAAAGGUCUGAAAACGAUUGUUGGGGCUUUGAUCCAGUCUGUGAAGAAGCUGGCGGACGUGAUGAUCCUAACAGUCUUCUGUCUGAGCGUGUUCGCCCUUAUCGGGCUGCAGCUUUUCAUGGGACUGCUCCGACAGAAGUGCAUCCGCAGCCUCUCACACUGUAUCAACGCCUCCUACAGCGCCAAUGCAUCAUUCAUCUGCAACAACAGGACCUGGAGCUCUAGGGCCGACUUUCUCAACAACGAAGGUCAGCCAAACAUGGAAAAAAAAUUCACCCAUGUGCAGUGAUCUGACUGUUUCUUUGUUUACAUUAAAAAUCUCCUGUUUCCCCUUUCCUCUAGAUAAUUUUUACAAAGUUGAAGGAGCAAAGGAUGCCUUAAUAUGUGGCUAUGGAAGUGAUGCAGGGUAAGUCAAUGUUUGCCCUAGUUUCCCUUGUUAAUCGUCUGCAGAUGAUUACAUAACACUCAAAUGUUUAACAUAAGGACUUUUCAUUCUGUGCAUGUCAUGAGCAGAAUUGGAUCCAGAAGCUUGAGCAUCAGGCUUGGUGCAAACAGUUUUUCUCAGAUUGAGAAAAUAACUGAUGCCACAAUAGAUGCUGAGCCUAAAGCCUUAUAAAUAAAAGACUUAUCAGCGUAAGGUAUAGAAAUGAUCUGGGUGGUUUAGCGUGCGAGAGGCUGUGCACAUACGACAUGUGGUAUGGAUAAUCACCCCAGUCUCACUGGAGCCUUUUGCUGAGUUACAUGGAGUUGCCAGCUGGAGAGAGAGGUUGGGUGGGUGGGAGAGGAGGGGUCGUUGGAGAUUUCAUCAUCUCAAAAGCUCCAUGACAUGAUUAGGUUGUCCGGAGCGGAUCACUUCAGAUUGUUUUUCUGUUAUUGUUAAGAGAAGAUACUGCACUGACAUCUUCAAGUGGUUCUUUCUGUUUGUGUCUUUGUGAAGUACCAGGAAAAACUCACCAUUUGAGUUUCAAACGUCAGGAGAAGACAUUCUGUCUGUGGAGUGUUGGACUUUGUUUCCAAUCAAGAGCGCAGUGUGAAACCAUCCAAAUAUUGCUACUCAGCCUAGGCGCUGAAUAAUCCUAUAAAUCCAAAUGCUUUUGAAACAAGCACAACAGGAUGAACCUGCCUAUGCCAGGCUCAGUUCAAGGGUUAUUGUGAACUAAAUACCCAUCUGUGUGGAUCCAAAAUCCUGCAGCUUCAACAAAUGACUUCCAUUAGGUGCUCCUGUGAGUGAUAACAGAUAACAGAUGAUAGAAAACAAUAAAAAUGGGGAUGAUAUUGAUAAUUAGAAAUUUUGGUAAGGCAUUUAAAAAGUCAAUAUAGAACCACAUUGUUUUUAAAUGCCUUAACAAAAUUUCUAAUUAUCAAUAUUAUCCUUUGAUGAUUCAUUACAGAGUUAUUUUAUAGGUUUUAUUUGAAUUGGUGCUCAGACCAGCAGCUAGCAAUAAUCACAGUCACAGCAGCAAUGAUACAUAACUAGAUGCUGUAUUAAACAUGCUCAAUGACUUAAAUAAUUGAUUUAAGUCCUUCAUAUGUCAAACUUGUUAGUUAUUUUAACUUCUAUUUAAUAAGCAACAGUAACGUUGUCUUCUACAAUGCCAAAAUCAUACAAGUUUCAAAGCUUCAGUGGUAUAAAAACAAAAAGAUACAAUGAUUAAACAAUCCAGAAGAAACACAUGUUUAAUGUUGUAAAAACUGUACCUGUUGGGAUGCCACUGACCCAGUGGUCUGUUCAUGUGCCCCAUGUACAGGGGUUAUGCCUGAAGUGGCCUGGAUUUACUUCCAGUCUGUGGCUCCUUUUUCUCACAGUUCUCUUUCCCUGUUUCCUACUCUGUUCACUCCCCUGUCCUCUCCAAAUAAAGGUACAAAGCCUGAAAAUAAAUCCUAAAACCCCCCAAAACAAAUGUACCUGUAACUAGCAACCAUGUCCUCUGAUCAGCUUAUGGAAGAUGCUAAACAAUAAUCCCACAUAAAUUCACCACCAUGAGACGGUAUUACGGGGGAAAAAAAUGUGAAAUUGGUUGCUCAGUUGGUAAAACAUGCUACAUUUAUACAGCAGCUUUAGUCCCUAACAUAUUGGCUGUUGGUUUUAGCCCUCUAUUACAUGUCUACAACAUUUUCAUCUGUCCUACCAGUUUUGAGUCAAAUGGCCAAAAAAGCAAAUCCUUUUGAAAACCUUUUCAGAUAAAUUCAUAUAGUUUUUGAGCCCAAAGAAUUGAUGUUUGUCAUUCAAUGGCUAAAUUAUUCGAUAUGAUAUUCAGUGGCAGGUCCCCUACCACACAAGCCACCAUCUUGUUCUGGCAAGUUAGUUAGUUAGAAACACUAGCUGCACUUGUUUUUUUCUUUUCAGAAAAAGGCCAGCACGUGAUAACAUUUCUGUAACACUGAAGAUGUUUACUGUUCAUGUGAAAGGAGACAAAUUUGUAUCAUUUCCCAGAGAGGCAUGGUAAACUAUUUUGCAUGAAUUACCCCCAAACCUCCUUUUCUGGUAACUUUUAGGUUAAUGAGAUCUUGUAUCUUAUUGCUGAUUUAGGAUAGCGUGAGUAUUUAUUUGCACAAUGUGUAACCCACCCACCCAUUGACAUUGACAUUGAAGAGUUAAAGACUACACUGUUACAGCAGUGAAAUGGGCUUGCUAGGAUCUUUCUCACUGUUUCUGGUGAGGUUCCAGGUAGCAAUAGGAAUAUAAACAUACCAUAUUGUGUUUUUGUUGUUGAUUAGACAAAUAAAGGGUUUUAAACCUAAAUUCUAAAGCCCACACAAUAUUAUUCCAUUUCAAUAUUGAUCAUUAUUUAUCAAAAGCCUUUCAAACACUGUCCUAGCCAUCCAAAACUAUACUCCCUGGGUGAGAGGGACAACGCAUAAAAAAAACCUAAAUCAAAAAGAAGCACAAAUAAAACACAGUUUUUCUGAUUUUGUUGCAGUAAUGAACCGCAUUCAAGUUUUAGAUCAAUUAUCCCUAUCUCUAGACACUUUACCCUUAAUAUAUGUUUUAAGGAUCUGUAGAUGUGAAUGCUCAAUAAAAGUGUCUUGUGAAAUUGUGACACACUGGGCUCUAUUUUCGUGUACGCUUGUGAGGCGGCGGAGGGCGGCGAGCCCCGCGCAGUUGUAUUUUCGUCUGGCGGAGCCCGGCAUACAGCCAGUUUGGUAUUUUUGUGGACUGAGGCGCACGGAGGCGAACCGAGAUCCGCCAAGCUGGGCGUGGUGGCGUGGCAGGGGGAGGUGUCGACAGAAUCAGCGGGCGCAGUGACAUUUUCGUGCUUGCCAGUGGCGUGUAAAGUGCGCUGAAAGCUCGCCGAUUCAAACCUGGUCAGCUUUCAGCGCAGGCAGAGCGCAGCUGGUCUAGUGGUAUUUUGGUAGACCGGCAGUGUAUCGGCAUACGUCACCGAUGCCUCACCGGCAGGUUUCCACAGUGUCAGGCACAUUUCAGUGCAAUAAAUAAUCAUCAACAACUAAUAAUCUGAGUCAGCACAUACAUUCAGAUCUAUAUCGAUAUAUUCUGAUCUAUAUCUGAUCUGAUGAGCGCGUUUGGCACGCGUUUUGACACACAACCUGACCGAAUCAACACAGCUGCAUUAAAUAAAAUUAAAUAUCUAGUAAAUAAACACAUAUGAUGAAGUUAACAAGAUAUCUAAUUCGUCUCCCGCCUUUUCUUUCUUCCUCUUCCUCUUAUUUCUCGCACAGCUCGACCUGGACACGUCUCUGUGUCCUCUCUCCGUCCUGCUGCAGUGGCGGCUGAACAGAUGAUUUGUUUCAGUGCUCAGAUGAGUUAUUUACUUUAAGCCGACAUACGGAUAUUAUAAUAUUCAGUUUUGUGAGGCAAAUUUAUUUUAUAUGCCAACAUUAUUUUACAUGCCACGGAGCGCGAUGCGUCAUUUACGCACAGAUGGUUCCAAUUUUAAUGCCAUUAUUGGAGUUAAUGUUGUGAUCUGUGCGCACAACCCACCUUUGUCACGUAAGGUUUGAAUAUAUGCAAAUUUAUGUGAGUGUCUUUAUUUGUGGAAAAGGGUGUUUGUCUUACCAGUGGGUCCAACAUUACACACACCAAAUCCAUCUGUGCUCAUAUGAGAGAGUGUGGAGGACGCCCAAUGCAGCGCUUACAGUGACACUUGUUGAGGAGCUGCCUUCUGUCGCCAUCUUGUGGCAUUACUGUCUUCAGACAUCUCUUGAUCUCUUUGACUACUUCAUGAAAAUAGUAAUACGCCUCGCCAGUGGCAGAUUUAAAGGCAAGGAGAGGAGCUUAUGUGAUUGGUGAAAACAGGUCUCGGCUGUGUUAAACCCACUCUCCGCCCUAUCUCCUCCCUCGCUACGACUUAAGCUGCUGGGAGGAGCUGAGUUAGGGAGGGGGGAUACUUACGCCGGGCUGCGCUGCUCACCAAAAUACCACAUUGUGCUUGGGAACGCCUUGUCGGCGCGGCGGAUCUGACUGACACUGCGCUUGCGGCACGUCUCCGGCGAGGCACGAAAAUAGAGCCCAUUGAGUCUAUUUAAGAUGUCUUGAAAUCUCAAUGUUGAAUAUUUUCUGUUGAUGUAAAACAACAUUAAACACACAACCAUGCGACUAGCUAGCAGUAGCCCUUGACUUUAAACACAGACUGAAAAUUUGACACAUGGUUUGUAUAAAGUAUUUUAUGUCAAAAUGUUUAUACUAAAUAACAAAAUGUUUAUAAUGCCAGAGGUUACUAUAAAUUAACAGACUCCAAUGAGCCUAGGUUCAUUGUGGUGAGGUUAAAAUACAGAGAAUUUUAGCUUAUGUUAAUAUGUCUCUGCUAACAGGCAAGACAAUAAACUGACUUGCCUAAGGACAUAUAAGCUCAUUUUUAAUCAUAUAUUGUGCACUUUUGAUUUAAGAGUAUCUAAAGUCUCUCUCUCUCUUUUAUUUAGCAAAAGUAUCAACACAGGGGAGGUGGUUGAACAUUUUUAUUGACUGCAGACUCUCCUGGCCUUUAAUCUCCUCCUGUGACCUCUCCUCCAUAAACAUGGGAACUUAAUCUUCCACAAGUAAAAUCAGACUCAGUGAUUCAGCAUGGAAGUUAAAGCUUCAAGUGGAUAUAUCUGAGUGCGUUCAUUGGGAAAUUACAUCAUUAUACUCUGGUAAACAGUAAGCUAGGUCAGUAAGACUUGUACCAGGUUGACCUAUCCAGCUGUCCCAGUGUUUACCUACCAGUCACACUGCAAGUGGAUUGUUUCAGAUUUGUUGGCUGUUUGUUUUUGUUUGUGCCUUUGGUGGAGCUGUAACAGUGCACUGAGAUCGACCUUUAGGUUAAUUCACUUUUAAUCUGUUUUCUUUUUCUUUGUUGGUGCGAUUAUGGCUAAUUGGACAUGUUGAUGUAAAGGGAGGAGUCAGGCAGUUUGUCUCCCUGAGGUUUGAUUUUGCUCUGUCAUCACUAAGGAUUUGGUUAUUAUUGAUUUUUUCUUUUCUUUUUUGUCAGGUAAAUGUCAACAACGAGACAAAAUGAUGCAGGUUUAUGAUAGAUUUGUCUUGUUAAAGUUAAAAUAAACAUGGAGGCUCAUGUGUCUGUUGUGCCUUUUAGCUUCAGUGAGAAUUUAGAGGAAAACUUUCUGAGGCUGGCUGUGGAGACGAGCAAGAUAUUAAGCAGGUCAGGAUGGAGGACGUAAAACAUAGAGGAUGCUUAAUCUUUUGAGUGUAUUCCAACAAGUAAUCCCUGAGUAGAUUUCCAAAUUAAAGCUUUGGAUACGUUAUGAUGGCACACAGACACACACAUGCAUGCACACAAACACACACUGACACAAGUGGGCACACAUGCACACGCAUUUUCACAUGAUAUUUUCAGCCUGGAUGGUUAACAAGUUUGUGAUAAAUGAUUUGCUCAAAGGACCAAGCUGUUUCUCAUCGCGCCUACUGUUGAGUUCAGGCAAACGCUUAUCCCCUUGCAUCUUAAAGCCACUGUGCAUCAAGGAUUAGGACUUUCAACAACUGCCCUUGACUGCACUGCUGCAGGCAUGGACACCCACAACAAGCCAGACAGAGAGCAAACACUUUGCUGCAGUUGGCAGAUGUUUCUCUGUUGUCUUGUCAAAAAAAAGCUGCAGAAAAUCAAUGUUUUACUCUCUAAGUAUAAGGUCAUCAUGUCUUCAUUACAAAGGUAUAAAAAACAAAAUGUUACACACAUGCAAUCAUGAAAAGGGCAUGAGAGAGCAAUCCAUUAACACUGCAAUAAAAAAUUAUAUUUUUAGAUAACACAACUUUGUGAUUGAAAAUGUUUAAAUGUAAAUACUACACUUGAGUUGGCAAAGUUCUUAAAUGUUUCUUCAAACCUGAAAGUUUUGGUUCUGUCGCUUAGUGUUUCUUAUUGAAUUUUGCCACUUUAACUCUCUCUUAGACACAAAGACAACCUUCAGCAGCCGUGCUUCACGCUAAGGAGGCUGAUCAGGUCCCUAAGCGAGAGCAUGUGGUCUGCAGCUCCCCUUGAGGAGCUUUAACUCCUGAAGAUAAAACCUCUGCAGGGGCUGUCUCUGGGGCAGUCACUAUGGAAACCUGAGUGGUAGUCACUCUAAAGGGGCCUUGUUUUUACAGCAGCAUCUAACACUCAUAUAUUUGUUUAAGUGACAGCAUCAGCCAGCAGUGUGACAGCAAGCAGCAGCUACAUCAGACAUGUAGGAGUCAAUUUAAGGGCAUGGUGGCACACUCACUUGCUGUGAGAGGUUCAUUUAUUCAGCUUCAUAUGUUGUUAUUAGAUUAUUAAUUUGAGAAAAAAUCCUUAUUUGUUUUCCUUCAGUCAUAUUACUUUCAGGAAAUUGCCAUGAUCACUUUCAGCAUGUCCCACUCUCUACUUCCCAUAUCUUCUCUCUUCAGCUGUUUUUGCCAGUAAAGGCCUAGAUGCCCCAAAAGAACUCUCUUUUUUUUGACUGAUUUCUUGUUUGAGUGUCAAUCAGACUGAACUGUUGUGACGAUGUCUUUAUAAUAAAUUUCUCAGUUAAUUCACCAAAUAAACUGCAACCUGCAGCAUGUAAAAACUUGAUUACCGUUCAAAGGUUCAGUGGGUAGAAAUGGGAAUAUUUAGUGAUAUUUAAGGGACAGACUCUAGGCUGAAAUGAUACCCUUUAUGAAGAGAUGGUGGCUGUCAAGUACAAAAAGCUCCUGUGAUGUGUGAUUGUCUAUUUGGUAAGACGAGCUCAUCAAAAAAGUCUUACCAGCUGGCCUUGUGUGUGUGUGUAAAUUUGUCAUAUUGAACAACAGAGAGGAUCAGGCUGGUGUUGAGUUCAGCAGCACAGCGGAGAGAAGGAACAGCCUGACAGGAAGAUGUCGCUGGCCUCACGCAGCCUCGUCUGUCCUCAUGCUGGAUAUUAGUGAGCGCUCCUGCUCAGCUGGCUGGUUGGUGAGAUCUACAGCUGUUCAUGCAGCAGCGCUCGGCUGCCCAGCUGUUUCCAGCCAUUACAAAAUUACUCUGCAGUCUGAUUGACAUGGCCGUCCAGCUUGUUCUCAGCUGCUGGACUUAAAUAUUUGCUGUAAUGCCACUGUGCUCACAAUGAAGAUCAGAGAUGGAGGCACGGAGCUGAAAAUUUGUAUUUCACAUUAUUUAUUUCAUUUGCACUGCAGUUUGAAAUCCAUCUGGCUCAGUGUAAUCCCUUUUGCUGCAGUGCUUUUGAGUGCUCCUGCCGGGUACGAAUUUCAAGUGCCCUCUUCAGUUGAAAUAAUGGUGUUGGUAGCAGAGUGUAUGUACUUACUGACUCAUCCGCUCCUCCCCACUGUGGAGUCAGAGGCCACAGACCUACAUGUAGAUACUGGAGAUGUUUUUAACUUGGCCUGCACGCUACCACUGCUGUAUCUGUCCCAGCUGCCUUUGACUUAGUAGUGCAUGGUUUUUGUUUUUUCUGUGUUGUCCCAUAUUCAUCUCUGCUCUGUCUUUGACUGUGUGUUACAGAAAGUGUCCUGAUGGAUUUGACUGCCUAAAAGUGGGGAGGAAUCCAAACUACGGCUACACCAGUUUUGAUACAUUUGGCUGGGCUUUCCUGGCCCUCUUCAGACUCAUGACACAAGACUACUGGGAGAAACUGUUUCACCAGGUGACUUUUUAUAGGUUUCAGUCAUGAGUGGGGCUGAAAAACACUUAUAUUGAGAUAUUUUUACUCUCUGGGAUGCAUUGUUAUAUAUGAAAAAAGAAUUUCUGAAGCAUGACUAGGGAUAGCUUACUCCCACAGUCUGCUGGCCUGACCUAAUAAAAAAAAUAAAGACAACUUUAUCAUCUGCAUUUGCAAGCAAAAUACAGAAAUUUAUCCUUUACUUGUAUGUGCAAACAUGGCCCUGUUAGCACUAGAAUGAGAGCUCAUUGUUUGGCGUUAAAUGGUAGUACAGUGUCACAUUGAUAGAUAUGCAGAAAGAUUCAAUUUCGCCAUUUCAUACCCACCAAAAAGUGACUGAUUAAUGGAAGACACCUCUGAUUAACAGAUAUAAAACGAGCGCACACUUAUGACGUGUGCAGAGAGAAUCACACAGAUGUACACUUGAGAUUUAAGUUUCAUUCAGCUACAAAAAUACACCCACACAGCCCACAUUUAUCAUGCUAAGUGCAUGAUGCAGUUUCUCAACAUCAAUGAAAUUAAAGAUUCUAUUUAGUUAUUUUACAUCAUACAAGAGUAUUGUGUUCUCAUUUACGUGUCAGUACAGGUGGAUGUAAAAUGAUGCAUCAAUGCAAUGAAUGAAUUAUCACACCUCUACUCAACAUACUGUGUAAACACCUGUGUACAGCAACUUGGUAAUGAGGGUGAAAACACAUUAUUUAAGUAUAGUUGGCUUUAAUUUCCAACAUCCUUAUCUAUUUGAUGAAACACUGAUUGUCCACAGUCACUCAAGUCACACAAAAUACCUGUCAUGAGACACUCUUUACCAUGACACAUACACACAUAAUCUCUACCCAUGAUGACAGGUCUCAUCCUGAAUUCACUCCUGUUGAUAUAAGAGUUUGUUCAAAGAUAUGAUUUAGAGAGGAUAAAAAAAUUGUGAGAAAAUGAGCUAAUAAAACUGAUUAAAACAGCGGGGAAAAAAAACAGAACAAAGGAGUGAAGAAAGCAGCUAGCUGUGUGUGGAGAGCAGGGCUGUGUGUGAGGGUUGGUGAGGUGAUCAUGUUAAAAUAAACUAGUUUGGGAAUCACCUCUUAAAAAGCUGAAAACAGGGUCAUAUUAAAAUAUUGAAGGUUACUCGUAUCCUUCAAAAAUAGGGUAAUGCAUCACAUCUACCUGCAGUGAAGUGUGAUUAAAAUGUGAUCAACUGUAAUUAAUGACUCAGAAAGCAUGUAAUCAGUCAUAUCCCUCAAACUCUUAACAGCACUAGUUCAAAAAAAGAGUUUGUCACAGAUGUGAACAUUAGGAGAACACGUCUAAUUCAGUGUCCUGCUUUAACACCUAUACCCUCAGACUCUGCGCUCUGCAGGGAAGACCUACAUGGUUUUCUUUGUGCUGGUUAUCUUCCUGGGCUCCUUUUACCUGGUCAACCUGAUCCUGGCUGUGGUGGCCAUGGCCUACGAGGAGCAGAAUCAGGCAACCAUCGCCGAGGCCUGGCAGAAGGAGAGGGAGUUUCAGCUGGCCAUGGAGCACCUUCGCAGAGAGCAAAGAGUGGGCAACACACACACACACACACGCACGCAGGCACACACACACACACAUCUAGCAAGAGUUUUCACACUUAGGAUAAAAUUUGAAAUAACAUUUUUCUUUCUUUGUAAAGUUGGCAGCAAAAAGACAAGCACAGGAAACAGACUCAGUGUUGUCUCCAGAGAUGUCACCGUUCUGCCUGAAAGCAGGAAGUAUUCGAAGAAGCAGCAGCAGAAGAAGAAGAUCUCACAGAACGUUGUCAGAAGAAACAGCAGAGGAAGCUGCUGAGGAGAAGUUUGACCCACUGGAUGAGCCAAUUGUACAUCACCUGAAAAAAUCCAUCAUUUACCUCACUCUUUAUCCUCUUGUAUUGGUGCUAAUGUGUCUUUUGUUUUUCUCCAGCCUCCAAUGUCUCCUCUCCCAGCUCACCCUUUGCUGGCCACACUUUCCUCUCACCCCCUCAGCACCCGCAGAGGAAGCCAAAUCAGUAUCUUCAGCUCUUUCCGGGUACGUAACAACUCUGAGGCUGAUUUUGGAGAUGAUGAGUUCAGCAUUCAUGGGGACGCUUUCAGGAGUCGUACCAACUCAACAGCAACACCCUGGAAGAGAAGGACGGGCAGUGUGCGGAGCCACUGCUCCCAAAUCUUCACCACCAACAUUAAUGGCCGACUCAACAUCUCCUUAGAUCAGAACGGAGUCACAACAACAGGACUUCAUACUCCUACCUACUUACCAGCCUACAGCAUGGAGAGGGUCAGAGAAGAUAUAGUGAGUAAAAAAGGGGAUUUUAAAACUCUGAUCAAUCUGAGUUAACAGAAAACAUGAGGAUGAAGGUCUGUAUUUAAUUUGGGGUGUUUUCUGUCUACCAGAAACCCAUGUGUACAGAAGAAACUCUUCCCAAACCUAUCCUCCAGCCCUCCCCGACUGUGACAGAUCCUCCUCCUCCAGUGACCAGAAAGAGAGGGCUGAGCUCUGUUAGCUUCCUCAGUGACGCCAUGGAGGGUGAGUCCUGAUAGCUGUUACAGCAGUUCUGGUUUAAACUUUUGGCCUCAACACUUUGCUGCAUGUGUCUUCUCCCACAUUUCCUGUAUUUUUUUUUCAGCCUGUCAAGAAAAGCAAACAAUGAAAAAGUUUUGAAGGAUAAUUUCUGGGAAAUACCCUUGUUUCACGUCUUCCUAAAAGCAACCUAACACGAUCACAAGCAUCCUUAGGUUUUUCCAAAAAACUUUUAACCAUCGGUGAGAUGGCUUAGCUCAAAGAUUGAUCUGAGACCAUUCUUAAUGUGACAACAUUCACCUUGUUAAGCCUGGCCCAGAGGAAACCAGAGCAUCAAAUUCACCCUCUUCAUCUUUGAAUUCACCCAUGAUCACACAGUCUACCAGGUGCCUGUCAGCAAGUAAGAAUGUUGUAAAUAAGUUCAAUUUUUUGAAAAUUUAUAAAGUAAACUUUUAUACUUUCAUUGGAUUAAAUUUCAUAAGAUCAUGAAAAGGAUUCAAACAACAGAAACAUCCAACUCCUGAAAAUUUUGUUCACUUACAUGCUCAACUCUCGGCUGGGACUCCUUCCCCACAGAUGUCUUGCUCAAGUAGCUGAUUGAAGAUAUUUAACUUGACUUCAAUCUAACUAAAUUUUUAUUCAAAUGUUUUAUUUUCUUUAUCUCCAGUGUAAAAAGUUUAUCAAAGGUUAACGCUGCUGAUUUUUUUUUAAUGCCAGGACAACUCUUUGACUCUUGCUGGUAUAAAACAGUGGAGCUCUUCAUGCACAGGCUUCAGGUUUUGUCCACAGUUGCAUGAGAAGAAAGACACAGAUUUAAAUUGGUUGUCAUUAUUGUUGUGUCUUUGCAGAGCUGCAGGAGUCGAGACAGAAGUGCCAUCCGUGCUGGUUAGCAUUCGCCAAGAAGUACAUGAUCUGGGACUGUUCCCCCUGGUGGCUGAAGAUUAAGGAGUGGGUGAAGUUCAUGGUCAUGGAUCCUUUCCUAGACCUUGGUAUCACCAUUUGUAUUGUGCUAAACACCCUCUUCAUGGCCCUGGAGCACUACCCCAUGACUGAGGAGUUCAACACAAUGCUGUCAGUGGGAAAUCUGGUGAGGACAUUUGCACGAUGGGGAUCAUGAUUUCCAUCAUUUUGACACAUUUUUUAGGUGUGAUCAAGUAGUGUUAGGGUAACAGUGUAGAUAGAUGAAAGUAUCUCUUUACAGAGAGUAAAGAGGACAAAAAAAGCCAUUUAAUCAGAUGACACAUUUGUAUAUUAGGCAUGUAAGAUUGAGAGUUGGCACAGGACUUUUCAUCCAGGCCUUGGACUAAUUGUGAUUAUUAUUAUUAUUAUAAUUAUUUAUUAAACACAUUCAUUUAUAAUAUUUCCAUAUCAAAAACAUUGACAUCACCCAUCAUCCACCCCCCACCCCAUUCAGAUGGCAUCCCCAUGAACACCUCAACAUAAACACCUGCUUAUGAAGUGGACAUCAGAUCACAUACAAAAACAUACAAAAAUAAUAAUAAUAAUAAUAAUAAUAAUAAUAAUGAUAAUGAUAAAUAAAUAGAUAAAAUGGACACAGACAACAAACCAAUCUGUGUUGAUCAUUGUGGUGUUAACACAAAUAUUCUGGACCUCCGGUUAUAAAAAAAAAAAAAAAAGUCCAAACAGUCAAAGAUGGGUAUUAAGAAAACCAGGACAACCGUCAAAGGUUAAGAAAUAAAGGAAAAUAAAUAGAUUAAUUAAAUCAUUAUAAAAAAACAAGGAGUCAGGCAAAAGGCAGGCUCUUGAUAUGAGCUAUGAACCGUGACCAGGUUCUGUCAUAUUUAUCCCCCAACCCGUAUACUGUAUACCUUAUUUUCUACAGUGCCAAUCCCAACUGUGAUUAUUUUUGAGAUGAGGAAAUAUUUCUGGUGAUAAAGGUGACUUGAUUAUGUGAACUAGAAUACUUUAGUCUGCAUACACGUUUUCAAGUGUGAAAACUUUCUCAAGACAAGUAAAUUGUUGCAGCAGUUUAUCAACUACCAGCUUGUCAUUGAUUUGACUGUGUGUAUGUAUGUGCAGUUUAUAUCAAAGUUUUUGCAACAAGACUUUAUGACAUUUUAAAAAAUAUUAAUUGACUUAAAGAGGGUAGGACUGUGGCCAGAGGAGGAAACAUAGUGAGAGUGGGGUGUGACAUGAAGGAAGAGAGCCGCAGGCUGGCAUUGAACCCAGUCCUAGGGCAUACCCUCUGUGUACGCAGAAAGAUCACUGAAGCAGCGACACCCCACCUCUAUGAAAUUUGGCAGGAACUUGGAUCAACAUUCAGAGAAAACCUUGAUAGAUGAAGAAAUACUUUAAAAAAAAGACAAACUUUUGUUAUCCUUUAAACAAACGGUACAGAGCUGUAUAAGUGAUGGUGUUUUCAUCGUUUGAUGUACAUCCUGUUAGCCUCUUGUUAACGCAUUCUGCUGGCUGUAUUGAUACGUAAUCAGUCAACCAAGAGACGACCCAAUAGUGAGAGUAUGUGGGGGCAUGUCACCACCUACUGUACACGAUUCUUUCAAUAACUUUUUUUUUCUCCAGUGCUUGUAAACUGUGUCAGGGACAGUAGUCCACUUAAAUCACCUCACUGAGCUUUAAUUGUUGCUUGACUUAACUGUGCAUGUAAACACUCAGAGUAUGAUCACAUGUCAUAUCAAACUAAUCCACUGAGAAGGGCCACACACACGGCCUCUGCCUGUGGAUACUGUUGCAUACUUUAAGAUCAACAUUGAGUUUGUGUAACUUAUCAAAUUGAUUCCAUAUCUGGGAAUCAGGGUGAUAGUAAUAAACCAAUUUCACAGGUUUACAUGAACAUCAGCAUUAUCCAAGAAAGCCUCCUGUCCUUUUCAAACUUCUAUCUUGUUUUCAGCACCUUGUUGCUGCUGGUCAGGUUUUUGCUACCAACUGUGUUCGCUGUAAACAUUCAAAGUUGUGCUCUCGUUGUUUGUGAUACCUGUUUGAGCAGAAAACUGCAAUCUCUUCACUCAGCAUAAUCUGGUUUUGCUCUCACCUCCACUUUUCCUCCACUCCUACCUAAACACUGCACUUGCAGGAUGAGGAUUUGGUGCAAAGACUCAGAAUUAUUAAAUACAGAACGGAAAGAGAAUUUCAGACUGUCAGGCAGCACGUUCAUAAAACUGUGUGAUCCUUUCACUUUACCGAUUCCCACUUUUGCUUGGAUAUUCUUCACAUGUGCAGAUAUGAUAGAACAAAAGUAACCAGAUAAUACUAUACUCAUGGGCUAAAUAAAACUGAUUACCGGGUAAAAAUGAAGGUGUAUUUACCCAAUUUUUUAUAAACCCAAAAUGGCCCGUAUCUGAUCAAAUAUACCAGAUUAUGCUCUUUACUCGUCUGCUUUAGUAAUAAGGUAAAUUAGGAAGAAAUUGGUUUACAGGUUUUUCCACCUCUGUGUUCCUGUGUCUUUUUCAGGUGUUCACAGGGAUCUUUACAGCAGAGAUGGUGCUCAAGCUGAUUGCUAUGGACCCCUACUAUUACUUCCAACAGGGCUGGAACAUCUUUGACGGUGUCAUAGUCUGUCUCAGCCUGAUGGAGCUGGGUCUCUCUAAUGUAGAGGGGCUGUCUGUCCUCAGAUCUUUCAGACUGGUAAUAGAAAUAUUUUACUCCCAUUUAUGGCCCUCAAGAAGAUGAUGUUAUUUUACUCUUUUCAGGGUUGCUUCAGUGUUUCUCCCCACAAAUGCAACAAAUAAAAGAUGACACAUCAGAAGCUAGUGAUGCAGGACACAUUUUUAUACUGUUGAAUAAACAAGAAGUAUUACACAACUAAAAAAACAACAACAAUCAUUUAAUCUUUCAUCCCGUUUUUUUGUGUAAAUAAUGUAGUGUGUAGAAUAAAGAAAUUAUUGUGUUGAUUGGACUGAGAAUGUUGAAUUGGCUCACCUGCCUCUGAAUUAUGAAAUCUUGUACUCUAAAACCUAAAGUCUAAUAUCAAUAUUUUUUCCAGUGAAGAAGCAGCAUCAUUCGUUUUCUUCAUCUUGUUCUUCCUUAGUUGCGGGUUUUUAAGUUGGCUAAAUCCUGGCCGACCCUCAACACUCUUAUCAAGAUCAUCGGAAACUCAGUGGGCGCUCUGGGAAACCUGACGCUGGUGCUGGCCAUCAUCGUCUUCAUCUUCGCCGUGGUAGGCAUGCAGCUGUUUGGAAAGAACUACCAGGACUAUGUGUGUAAGAUCUCCAACGAUUGCCAACUGCCUCGCUGGCACAUGAAGGACUUCUUCCACUCGUUCCUCAUCGUCUUUAGAGUGCUGUGUGGGGAGUGGAUCGAGACCAUGUGGGAUUGUAUGGAAGUGGCUGGACAGCCUCUCUGUAUCCUGGUCUUCAUGUUGGUCAUGGUCAUAGGGAACUUGGUGGUGAGUAAUGACGCAUCUCCAUAUAUUUUAGGAUUUCCUUCACCCAAACCUGAAGAGUAAACCAUGAUUUAUUUUCUUACAACAAGUAAAGAUUAGCUUAUACUGUGCAUCUCCAUUGGUGUACAAAGUUUCUUUGUUCCUUCCAGUGAGCCACUAUUUCUGGGAGUCCUACUUUAUCAUAAGUAUAAACAUGGGCAGUAAGUUUUCUUGCUUUAACCCCUUAAUACACAUACAAACUCGUAUAAUUACGCUUUAACACAUUAAAUCUGCGGCUUGGUUUGCACUGACACCUUAAUGUUGCAGGGUUGUGCAUUUGUUUUGGCAGAUAGUAAAAAAAGACAAUUGCAUCAGGCUUACCAGUGCUAAGCAUGAUGCAACUGGGUAAAGUAUCCAUCUAUUGCUAUUAACAGUAAUGGCAGUUAUAUGACAACAACGAAACUCUUCUUUAAGAACUGUUUAUGUACCUCAUUCAGCCUGCAGCUCACAGGUUUGGUUGUGCAGUGACAUUGAAUUUGCAUAGAGAGCUUAAGUCACAAGUUAAAUGUGAUAGAUACUCGUAUCAGGAUGCUGCAUUGCCCUUUGAGUGUUUGUUUCGGACUCAGAUUCAGAGUUAGUGCUUGAUCCUUUUAAAUGCUGCAGUCCUUUUCAGCUGUUACCAAGGCUGACUUGUGUUUCCCUUGUGCAAAAUCACUGUCCAUUUCUUGGUCUGUUCUUCACAUACAUGUUUAGUUUCAUCUAAAACUAUCAUCUCAUCAACAUUUGACAAUAUCUAUCAUCUGACCCUCUCUUCUCAUUUCUAUCUGCCUUGUUUAUUAAUGAGAACCAGCUUCCUACUAGUCUCUGCCAGUCACAAUUAAAACACAGUCUCUCGGCUCUGCAUGCUGUAAUAGCUUUUUCAGAAUCUAACCUGACUGAGCAGUGUAAGGUAUUAGUGAUAGCUAAAUAAAAAUAUAAAUGAUUUAUAGCUGAUGUUUUGGUUUUUCUUUCUAGUAAUAUAAGGGCUUCCCUAUGUACACUUAAAAAUAGAUUUUAUACUGUUAAAAAAAUCGCUACAAAAGGUUAAAAGUCAAAUUUACAUCCCAAAAUACAGCCAAAGAUAAGCUCGGGAAUCAGUCAAAAGAGGUUAUUGUUUUUUGGUAUACUUAUUGAAUUUGUCAACAAUCACAUAAAAACAGGUUAAUGUCAUCCUUAUCUUUUAACAGUAUAUGAAAACAGGAAGUCUGUGUUGGUAGAAAUCCAAUAGCAUGUCCAUUCAACCAUCUGAGACUGAGUUCAAAUCCUAAUGAUGACGUCAUGAGUAAUCAGGGAUUACAUUGCACCAAUGAGGAUCAGUGAUCCAUACUAUCAGGUUGGGACAUCCUCAAACAGUUGUUGGUGACUCACUGUUAUGCAUUUUUACAAACUUGGAUAUCUGUGCAAUAAUAGAAGUUUAUUACACUUUAGUAACCAUGAAGAGUGAGAGCACAUUUCUGUUACAGCAUCAUGCUAACAGUCUUGCAGAUUAGCAUUAGCAGACUUUUAAACAGAUCGUGUCUGGAUGACAUGUAAGCCAUCUGCUGUCUCCACUAAGUAUGUAUUAUCUGCACAUGCUAUUGUGCAAACUGUAUCCAUAUCACACACACGCUCCCUUUGAGACCAGCUUUGCUGCAGCACCACAUCAACCGUGCUGAGUGUUUGAUCCACUGCUAAUGAACUAAGCCUGAUGAAUGAAAACAUGAACUCUGAGGAUCGUGCUCUGAAGUGUCAUUCAGCCAUUUCAGUGGGUGUUGAAUGUCACUCAAGGUAAAGUGUUGCUUGAAUAACAUAAAGAUGUUUCUGGGGAGAAAUGAGAAAUCAGUGUUUUUGCUGUAUGUCACGCAACAGCAAGAAUAUAUGUAUCUAUUCAUUCUCCCUAUGGUGGUUUGUUGUCCAGCUGUGUCCUGUAAUCUAACAAAAGUGACUACAGAUAUAAAAACCCUGGAAGGUUAGGUGCUAAAGUAAUUUGUUAUGAUCAUUGUGCUUUUUUUUGGAUGGGGUGCCGUUUUAGUGCAGAUCCUUCAAAUUUAUAUAAUCACAUGUUAUAGUGUCUGUUGGGUGAGUAAAAUCUCUUUUUUUCCCCAUCUAAUAACAAUCAUGUUUUUUUCCUCCCUAAUCCAUUUUGAGGAUUUCUUUUCAUUUUGUUUUGCCCAGCCUUGAUGACUGGCCUUACUCGCAAUGUUAUGCAAGUCUAAACAAGAAUCAAACAUGCAUUUUUGUCUGUUACUUUGUCUGCAAAAUCAUUACACACUGGCAGAUGACCAUAAGCUACAAUUCAAUCAGUUCUGUCAGUCAGACCCUGUCAGGCAAAAAUGGAGCAAUGCUGUUCGUGAGAAGUUGUUGAUGGUUUCCAGCAUGCCUUCUGUAACCUCUGUCUUGUUUAAUCCUGUGCUCUGAAAUUUAUCCGUCUGCCAGAAAAAAGGAUACAUAUUUAUUUAUGUCUUGCCAGGAUGAUGCAUAAGUCUUUCUUCUCCAAAUAGCCUGUCAUGUUUAUUUAAAAGUACAUAUGAUUACGGUUUUCGCCUCGCCACCCUUGAUGUCAUGCGCACUAUGAUGUUCUGUUCCUGUUACCGGGUUCUGAAAUGAUACACACACUAAACGCCAUCUAUCUCAUGUCUCUUUCCUAUAGUGAAAUGUAGGAGUACACAACAAUACUGUAUAUAAAAACUAGGAGUAUCUUUUUUUAGCAUGAGUUGAACUGGCUCCAGAGUGAUCUUCACACUUGUCUUGAGUUUUUUGACCACCGUCUAUUCCCUCAAACUCUUGGAAGAGAUAAAUGAGUGGAGCAGUCAAAGGAGAAGUUGGUUGUAGUCUAAAACCUCGCCACACCAAACACCUGACAAGCCACCACUCUGGUCCUUUUUUAAAAAAUAUAUAAGUGCACAUGAUGACAGGUUGUUGUUGUGAUAUUUUGACAAUGUGAACAGCAACAUAAUGUCUUAAAACUAGUUUCUCAACCUAUCUUUUGGGCUGUGCCCAGCCACAAAUUGAAGAAAUACAACUUGUAUCUGCAGUCUUUUUCUUCUGAUCACUACUCAGAGCUCAUGUCCAUAGGUGAGGGCUGGAACGGAAAUUGAUUGGUAAAUCAAAAAUCACUUAAUCUGUUUUUUAUUUUGCUCUUGUGCUCAAUUUUUUAACUACAAAAAUUGAGUCUUUAUCAUUGUGCUUUGCAGGACAUCUGAUCCAGAAAUACCCUCAUUAGUAUUAUAGGGGGUGCGGUUUGACCUUACAGUGUAAUGUUUUUAGCUCCUUGUUGAAGACCCCAGAAACGUCUAUUCUCAACUGCAAGGAAUUUAUACAAGCAAUAAGUGGCAUUAACUCAUUCUGUGAGGACUUGGUUCAGGAACCAGAGGGUUGCAGGAUGUGUGUCCUUUUACAGACCUCACCAGGCCAAGGAGUAGUAGCUGAAAAUAUGUGCCCUGUCAAAAUGCCCUUGAGCAAGGCACCACCUCUCCAGUUCCUCAGGGUAGUUGUCUGUAUGCAUCCCUGUCAGAAUGACAUGCAAAUAAAUUGGCUAUGAUUAGUGAGCGUGUGUGUGUGUGUGUGUGUGUGUGUGUGUGUGUUUGUGCGUGUGCUGGUUUAAGGAAAACAAACCUUUGUAGGUCUCUUAGCUUGUAGCCCUGUUGUUUUGAUCUCAAAAACUGGUUUUGAUAAAGCAGGUUCAGUGUAAUAAACAUUAGUAUGUGAUGUUUGUCUACAUAUGGAGCAGAGGAGCAGGAGAAAAAAGCUGCAGCUACAACAAGACGUGGUAAUAACUCAGCCUUGUUACUUUUUCCCCGUUACGUGGCAAACAGACACAAUCUGCCUGAAUUUGGUGCCUGGUGAGGUCCAAUUCAGACCCUGUAUUUUUUUUAAAAGUUUGAAUCAGUCACAUUUUUUUGGAUAAUUUUUGUUCUUUAUUCUUCUAAAAUAUUUUGAUAAAAAAUCUGAGCAAACACACUUUAGACAAUUUGUACGAGUCUGUUCAGUUCCUGGUGAAGGAACUGAACAAUAACAACAAUGUGACAUCAAUGUACCAAAAGAAGACUUCAUAACCAAGAACCAAACUGAACCAAACAUUUUUAUACUGUUACACCCCUAUCAACCAUUAUCUUGUAAAUCACCAUCAUUUGAUUUAAACUUUAAUCAUGGUGCAUUAUAGUUCACAGUAGCUCUCCCCUGUAAUCAGGAAACACCCGAGCACUCUCUUUACAGUGGCCUCUGCAUGACUCAUCAAAUGUUGAUGGUGCUAGUAUUCUUGUGUGGAGUUUUUCAUUAAAUUUUUUGAGCUCAUUUUUUCAGUUUAUGUUCAGAACCAUUAAGCUGAUUUUUAAAAACAGUUGAAUUCUGUAGACUUAGCCUGAGACUAUGCUUUUAAGCAGUGCAGUUUUCCUGUCAACACUAGCUGAGACCAGUUAUGUUGCACCUGUCUAUUUAUCCACAUGUCCUACUUGACAUUCACCCCAAUAUUUAACAUCUAACUGUAAGACUGGUCCCUAUAAAGCUAAGUUCACCAACUAUGCCUGAAGUACCAUAAGUCCAUUCUGAACACUGCCUUUGGUUUUUGUUCCCCAUUUAGUGUCUUUUAUUGUAACACUUAUUUACAACAGACUCUGAAAAUCAACACUCCUCCUGUGGAUGAUUAUCUGAGAUCACUUUAAAUAUGAGAGCAAUUAUUUCACAAGCAUUAUUUCUUUUGUUUUAUUAAAGUUUGUUUUCAUUGUGUCACGGAGGAAGAUAAAGGUUCAUAAUGAUGAUGGUGGUACAAUACAUUAGCUGAUAGCUGCAAUCCUCUAAGCUCUGUGUUUGCUGAGUCGAGGAAAAAGCAUGUUUUUCUCUAACUUUCUAAAACUGAAGACCAGAUGACCAUUUUUUUCAAAGUUAGAGUUAUGAUUAUUUUUUGGGCUCUGUGCGAGGUUGUAAGGUUUGACAGGAGUGGCGUCAGUGUGCAAGGCCGCAGCUUUGCCAUAUCAGUAUUAAAAUCAUUUGUCUGCUGUAGCUCUGACAUCAUCACCUAUAUUUACCCCGGUGGAUUCAAAGCAGAUUACACCUCCUGACACUUCAAACUUGAUUUACACUCUUAAUAUAUCAUCAAAUGCUCAUUAACUGCCCUUUCAGCAGCACUGAGGAGCCAUAGGUGCUAAAACAGAUUACAGAGGAUGAUGCAGUUACUCUUGUUAAACAUUUCUGACUCAGACACCUUCAGUGACUGAGCUGUCUUGUCAGGGCAAAGAGCAGAUCACAACAGUGCUCCUUAUAGAGUUUAAUGGACAGAAACCUCCUCCACACAUGAUUCACGGGAAAGCUGUUUAUCCAAGGGAUUAUCCAGGAUGCUUAGGGGCGAGAAGGUCGGAGGGCAUUCAUCACUAAUCAUCUGCUCAUGCUCCCCAUCGCUGACUGGCUCAGUGGCUAAAGAUGAUCCUUAACAACUGUGCACAUCACUCAUGCACACAGGCAGCACACCCACACACACGUACACACACACACACGCUGCUGUGCUGCUCUCUAAGCUAGUAGACAGAUUACUUGGGAGGUUGAUGUUUGGAAACUUGAGUUCAGUGCAGCUCAAAAAAGCUGGAGCCAUAUGUUUCAGAGCGUAACAGGGUUGAAUAUCCUUAUGAAUCCACAAUGCAGGAUUUUCUGUUGUUGAAAAUAUAGGUGGGAUAUCAUUUCAUACAUUAGAAGCACAUAUAAUUGUAUGGGCAGGUUAAAACAUGCACUGUUUUAUAAUCAGCGAUCACUGUGAGCAUAAGCACAAUGUAAACCCUGCAGUCACUUCCACAGUAAAGGAAAUGGCUGUUUCAUCUUUGCAAUAACUUUCUUUAUUCCAAACAAAUUCAUUGUAACAUCACUUUUCUCACUUCUUCAACAGGUGCUGAAUCUUUUUCUGGCCCUGCUGCUCAGCUCCUUCAGCUCCGACAACCUCUCUGCUCCAGACGAAGACGGUGAUUUGAACAACAUCCAGAUCGCCAUUGCCCGUAUCAACGCUGGUGUCUCCUGGCUCGUCACCCACAUUGCCAACCUUUUCAACCGCAGCCUGAGGCGCCAAAAGCAGAAGGACAAAGAAGCCAGUCUGGUCGACAUAAAAAUCGGAAAUCAUGUGGAAAGUAAUGGUGGAGUAUUUGGAUGCUACGGGGAGAAGUACAUCAUCCCAGAGGAGGACAGCUACAUGACAAACCCAAACCUGACUGUUAUUGUUCCCAUCGCACCUGGAGAGUCUGAUGUGGAGUUUCUGGAAGAGGAGGAGAUUUCAGAGUCAUCAGAGGACGAAGACAACAAACCUGUGAGUUUCUGUUUGCCACAUACAGUAUCUCAACACUGCACACGAAUGCCCACAUAUAUAAUCCGUACAUGACAUAAUUAAAUGACAAUAUUGCAUUACAUUCCUCUAUAAAUAGUAGAUGAAUGAGACUCCAGACAAAUGAAUUAUCCUUUUGGGAUUCUUCUAUUGUAUAAGAACAGGUCUAGACAGUGACCUGACUUCUAUUACUUACAGUACAAAAAACUUAGGUCAAGACAAGAUAAGCUUCACUCUUUUCUCAUCUUAACCCACCAUGAGCCACUUUGCAGUAUUUAGAAAGUUAUAGUGGUUAUAGAUAGUUAUAGAUUAAUCUACUGAGACUGCAUUGGGAUAGGUAAGAGGAGAAAAAGAGACAGAAAGAAAGAAACAACAACCACCUCUUCAUCUCCUUCGGACCCAUGUAAGCAGUGCCAAUAAUAAGGGUAAAAGUAUGUGUAACACUCACAGGGAGGAACAUGGAUUUAUAUAAGUAUCUAUGUCGGCUUUGGUCAACAGGUCUUAUCCUAGCAUUCGCAGUUAUAAAAUAAGAUAGGCAUGAGUUAUCAAAGUUAAAAUAAAAUUAAAUUAAAACUGAUGUUAGCCUUUUACAAUGUUGAUCAUUAAGAAUUCUAGAUAUUGGAUUUUUGCUUGUAUCUGAUACACUGAUAUUUUCAUGGGUGAUCUUUUUAAGCUAUUAUCAGCUGAUACCUAUACUAGGCAGAUAAUGUCAUGCAUCCCUAAAAAUAACGCUGAUGACAAUAGUGAUAGAAGUUGGAAUCUUUCAGGUCCACAGCAGCCGGCAUCUGCAGCAACGGUCCAGAGAAACCUACAAAACAAAAGAGUUCAGAACUUCCAGAAACAUCUGUGGUCACUGUGACUUUGAUGAGUUAUAAGGAUCUAGAAAUUAACAACACAAAGACCAACAGAGGAGAAAGGGGAAGACAGGAGCUCAGUGUGUAAAUUCCAGCAGUCUAACCCUUUAGCAAGCUGGUCCGAGCCUGAAUCAGCUCUAACAAUAAGAUUUUAAAAAAGGACAUUUUUUAACCUUCUCUAAAAAGUAGAGAAUACCAUUUAUCUGCCUCUCAGACCCUGACUUUAAAUCUACAGCAUAAACCAUGGACUGUACUUAACUAUUUAAUAAAUAAAUGUAAAUCCAUCAUAAACAUGUCACUACAUAAGGCAGCCAUGUAUAUUAUAUUGUAAUGUACAAGGAAUAAUGGAAGUUAUUGAAAUAGAGUUGUUGUAUUUUAUCAAAUGCAUAAGCAAAAAGAACAACAACAAUAACAACACAACGUGAUGUUGGUAGUGUAUGUCAGCCAUCAGCUGACCUGCUCUACAUUGGUCGACUACCAUCUGUAACCCUAAUAUUAUUUGAAGAGAUGAGCCUCAUGCAGAUUCAAACCAUUACUGUUGUUAUGAAUACAAGAAUCAACCAUAAUGACCAAACAGGACAUACGUGUAUUGUAAAACCAAGCAUUUCGUAGAAAGGUUGAUGAGGAUUGACCAGCCAGUCAGCUUCAAUGUAGGUCAGUAUGAAGUGAAAAAAAUGGUUCUUAAGUGUCCACUUGAGGCUGGUACCAAAAGCCAGGAUUCUCCAUUAGGUCCCAUAUUAAACUGGCUUUUUUGCAGUACAAAAACACUUUUACAGCCUAGAUCAAAAAACUGUUUCGGUAUCAAUAGCUCACUUUUAUAUUCUUUACUCUAGACAGGGAGUGAAUACUUCUAUGACUCAUCCAUGUUGGUAACAAAAAGGGAGAUGAUGCAUAUGAGUGGACAAUGGGGUGUGUUGUAGCUGUUACCCAGGUGGCUUUGGGCCCUCCCCCUUGAUUCUGAUUAUAGAGGUAUUUGGCUUUAGGAAGUAUUUGCAUCCAAAACUAAGGAACUACUCUUGUGUAUUGGUUUGUUAACUUAAAGUUUAUGCUCACAUGCUGGGUUGAUCUGACUGUAUUUUCAUGUUUCCUGUCUCAUAAUUAAGCUUCUUUUUUGUAGUCACUCAUGAGGAGAAAAUGAUCAAAAUUGAAGGGGUAGCUUGUGCAUAUGUGUUUUCUGGGUAUUUAAAUCUACAGAACCAGCAGGUUGCAGGUAGCAGCAGGUGGUUUGCUGGCUCUGUGCCGCAGAUGUUUCCAGAAAAUGUUCUAGAAAGUUCUUUAAAGGCGUCAUCAGCGCUCGGUGUUUGUUGUGACUCAAGUGAAAACAUCCACCACAAGUUGCAGAGUCUAAUCAUUUUUUAAUCCUCAGAUUCUGAUUUGUUGUUGUUCAUGUCAUUUAGAUGUGUGAGUUUGGAGCUAGGGGGAGGAUCUCAGGCAGUGGUGAUGGAGGGGGUGGGCUGUGAAGGGGACGGCGAUGCGGAAGCUUUCCGGACACAUAAGCUGUUAAUCUGUCGGACAGACAAGGUGAACUCUGAUAAAGACUACUGUCCUGGUGAAACAAAUAUGUCUUAGAAAUCCAGAUGUUUGAUUUCCGUACAGCUGAGUUAUUAAGAGUGAACAUCAUGCAGUGAACAUCUGGCAAAGCCUCCUUUAAGCUGAGUUGUUUCGGAUAAUAACAAAAUAUAUUGCUCUUGACUUGCAAAAAAUAUGGAAAUGACUUUUUAAGGGAAACAUUUGUGUCUCACAUGAAGAUAUUGUUUCUUGUAAACACUGGUGAUGGAUGAAGUUGACAGGCUGUUCCUGGUAUGAGGUCCUUUAGAGCUGUGACUCGCUGUGAUUAGUUGUUGUGACACAGAGAGAGCAGAGCCGACUUAAAUAUCAACACUAGUCCUUUACUGUCGAAUCAUAGUUUGAUGGUCUUGAACUGAACAUGCUUCUUAAUGUUGCACUGACGGCAAAAGUCCUGCACUCACCCCAGAGACCUCUCCUUUAGUUAAGACUGACAAACUGGGCUGAAUAUUAGAACAUUAUUUCAUGAACUUUGGAUCAUUACAUGAGGGGCAGGUAGGUAAUAUGGAGAGUGACAAAAUGUUAGAUAAACACAGUUGUCCCUUACAAAAGUCACAUCAGUGUAGCUUAAUAUCAAAACUGGCUUCUGUCAAACGUGUUCAACUACUUUUGAACUUUCGUGUUAGCCUGUUUGAGGACAAUAUUAGACCAAACUGUAAACUCUCAGUAGUUUUAAGUAAACCUUUAGUACAACUGUAUAGAGACCACAGCUGCACAAUAUUAGAAAAGAAUGAAAGAGAAAUAUGUUUUGUCUUUGUGAUAUUUAUCAAAGAAAAACACAUUAAUGAAAUGUCCCCUGUAAAAUGUGAUGUGUUAUAUGCUUCUGCUGUAAAUAAUCAGAAAUGUUAUCUAUAAACUUGGACUUCAAAACUGUUUUCUUGACCAAAUUAGCGCCACUAUUAUUUUUACCACACGUGAUCCAGCAAUUAACCAGCAAAUCUGACAAUCGGUUUUCACUAUAUUUUAUUUUAUUUCAUUUUUAUUUGUCCCAAUCAUGUCCAAAACCAUAGUUGUCCUGUCCAAUUACAAAAUAAAAAAAAUUAUGUAAUUUGCAUUAACAUUGUUCAAUGUUAUGUUAUCAAUUAGAAGUGUAAUAAAUAAAUAGUUAUUGAAAGUGCAUAUUAGCUGUUGUAAUCUGGUUUAAACAUCUGUCUCCUGUUCUUCAUGUGUAACACAUCACCUGUAUUUGUAACAUGUUUCUCCUGAAUCCAAGUUGCAUCCCAAAUAUUUUUUUUCCCCAUUUAUCAUUGCCAAUUAGUAAGAGAUCAGCUGACAGCUGGCUAAAGCUUCAUUUCACUGCGUUAACAUGCUGUAAAGGGACAGCCAUAAUAUCCAGAUCUCCAUCUAAUACAAUAUAAUACAAUACAAGAACUUUAUUUAUCCCCAAAGGGAAAUUAAUUUGUCUGGAAUCUUAUGAAAAAGUUUUCUCUGGUAGGAAAAAAAACCUGUGUUAAUCCAAUCAGGUGGGAGGAGGGGGUGAUAUGGUGACAUAUUUUUCAGCAGAAAUACCCAUCAGCAGCCGACAAAACACAACAAAAAAUAAAACAAAAAAGAGCAAAAUUUGCAGAACAUUCAGAGAGACCCCACUUUGCUGCUCCUUGGUUAAGUGCAGGUUCUGGAAACUAAUCUAACAGUUACAAUGUAUAAAAGAGUAAGAAAACAAUAAUUAUAUACAUCACAAUUCUUUGCAAUUCAUUAAUAUUGUUGGGAGGUUUUUAUUACAAAUGCUCAUACCGGUCAGUUUGCAAGUGCAGCCUGUAGUGGAACAACCAACUGUUGUUUUCUAAUUGGUCAUUUCUAACGGGUUUGUUUUUCUGACAAUGUUAGAUAUUGUGUAACAUCUUAAACCUUGUAAGAGUGGUAUUUUCUGAGAUGGUUAACAUGGUGUUGACAUCCUACACUGUUGCAAACUAAUUCAGUACAUUUUAGGGAUGUGGCCUUCAUCAACUUUUGUAAAGGAUAACAUAUAUAAGUAAUUUAAGUCUUUCCAAUUUUAUUAUACGUGAACAAUAAAUUAAGACUGGAAAACGUGGAAGUAGCAAGCAUGACUCAACUGACAGAAAUUGAGUUUUUCAUUAUACUAUUCAUAUGAAUUGUCACCUCUCCAUCCACUUUUACAUGUCAAAAACCAGCAAGAUAAAACAACAUGUAGUGUUUUUUUUUUUCCUGGGACCACAAAUGAAUGUAUUUAUUUAUUUAUGAAAAGUUUGUUUCACUCAGUGCUUUUAGAGUUUAAGCCAACAUGGGCUUAAAACCUGAAGACAUGCUGUGGUCUUUGAAGAUGCUGAUAGGUGCAGUCCAUGACAUUUGUAGAGAGCAAGGUUUGCUGUUUACAACUUCUGUCAGCUGAAAAGUAUCAGCUGCUCAGUUUAUGUUUAUCUUGCAGGCGUUAACAAGAAUGUUAAUCUUCUAGUCCAACAUCUGAGUAGAAAAAAUUGAACUUCCAAAACACACAGAUUACUUUUUAAAAUUUCAUUAUGAUUGGCAUUAGGAUUUUAAAGCAAGAGGAACAAAUAAGAUGAAAAACAGUAAUUUAGAAAGUGGCCAUAGUGUACACAAGACCUGAUUCGCUUCUAAGAAGAAAUUUAGAUGUUUUGUCUUCAUGUCAUUUUAUGCUGCUGCAGGGUGAAUGUAAAAAGUCAUCCCUUAGGCUCUGCAGGAAAUUAUUGUCGACACUGGAGUACUGCAGUUUGUAAGCUCUAUACCUGAUUUGGCACAACUUAAAGAAUUUUGUUUCUUAAUAAAUGCCUCUGACAGGCAUGUUCAUCCAACACCCCGCUCUCUAAACUGCUGUGUGUUUAUUUAGCAGCUGUCCCUCUACCUCUGUUUCCCUUCAUCAAGCGUCCUGUUUUCACAUCUCGCUGUGCUCUCACUCCCCCUCCCUGCUCCUCCUGGAUUCCUCUGUAUCUCAUUGGUUCUGUUGAGGUGGGGGUUUGUUGAGGUGGGUGUUUGUUUGUUGAGAGGGUGUGUCUCUGCUGUCCUCUCUGGCAGGCAGACAGCAGCAGGCCAGAUGUGGAGCCAGGCCCUGCAGAACAGAUUAUACUGACACAGCUGAGCAGAUCCAGGCAGGGCCAGGCUGAGCUGAGCGGGCUGCAGUCUGGCGCUCUCUCUUCCUCUUUCCCUGCCGUGCUCUGCUCCACACCACACCAGAAUUAGGCAGCAGGGAAAAUGGAAAUGAAAAACUAACCCUCCUUCAGCCCUCCAUCAGCUUAACAGGCAUCAGCAGCUGCUCAGCGAGGAAGGAUACAUAUGUUUUACAUAUUUAGAGCCACAAAUGCACACGAAGUAAGGCAGACAUGGGUAAAUAAAAUAUGGACAUUAGAAGAAUAUGUAUUAAAAAAACAACGAGCUUUCAGCCAAAUCCCUUACUCUAUCGAUGUAAAACUGAAAAUCCUCUCCACUCUGCCUUUAAGGGACUCAGACUGGUAAUCUGGUCUCCAGGUCUUCAUGAUGUUUUUUAUGCUGGACUAGACUUCUUACUGGUUUACAGGAUUGAAGCUGCACCUCUGUCCUUCAAAUCAUGUGAAAUAUGUUGCUGUUACAACACUAGAAAAUCUCAUCAAAGUUGUAUAAAGAGAUUGAAAGGCACCUAGGUGAGCUGGCCCUGAUGGGAUUAAUACAUGCUGGAUACACAGGGGCAAAAAAGGCUGAGUCACAGGUCAGUCAGGUCAGGUGAAAAGGUUUUAACGUUAUAAGUACAUCGUAUAAAAGAUCACGCCCCAAUCAGUGAUGCCACAACAGGCUUUUAGUUGGUUCAUACACAGUCUCAAAAGUAAAUGUGGAUCAUGAAAAAGUUGGUAACAGUGAGGUGUAUUUUUUGUUUCAGGAGCAGAUCAGCCUGUCAGAGGGCAGCACAGUGGAUCUGAGGAAACCUGGAGAUGAGAUGGACAACUUUUCUGAGCUGGAAGAUGAGAGUAUGGAGCCAGAGGAGUGCUUCCCAGAAUGUGAGAACAAGACGUGAAUAUUUUUAUCUUAGCUUUGAAGAGAUCGAUUGAUAUCUGUUGUAUGUUAAAACCAAAUUACCCUGAGAAAUCUGCCUCUAUCAUUUACUGCAAAUUCACACACAUACUGUAGGUGAUUUUCAAGUCUAUAAAACAAGUGACUGUAAAAGCAGGCAGACCACUAAAGCAUUAAGUUCAUGAGCUGAAUUUGAACCCAUGACAGCUGCGUUUAACUCAGGUACUCAAGACUGUGAGGUCUCACUCUAUCUGUUAGACAGUAAUCAACUGCGUCAUUAUCCAGCCAUCAGCCGUUAAUGAAGACAGAGCUGCACAGCUUCAGUGUUAGCUACUGUGCAGCCUGCUCUUUUUUCCUCUAUAGAUAUUUCCUCUAUAAAUAUUUAAAACUCGCUCUUUGUGUUGUCUCUGAAUAUUCUUGAUAAAGUCCAGAAUUUUUUCUUCGUGUAAAAUCUCCUUUGCAAUGCAAAAAGAAAAAAAUCUACGUUAUAGUUGUGGUUGGUGCUUACAGGGGAGCUUUCUUUACACGUCAUAGUUUCUUCAUAUGUUGUGGUGUAUGAUGUUUUGGUUUUCCUCAGUUUGCAUGAGACACUGUCAGUGCUGCAACAUCGACACCACCAGUGGACUGGGUCAGGCCUGGUGGAGGCUGAGGAAGACCUGCUACCAGAUCGUGGAGCACAGUUGGUUCGAGACCUUCAUCAUCUUCAUGAUCCUGCUCAGCAGUGGAGCUCUGGUACGAUAUUGUUUGGUUUGUUGAUAGCAGCCAACAGACUACAGCAGCUGUGUUGAUCUGAGAUGUUACCAGACAAAACGUCUUUUUCUUGGUUUUAAAAACGUAGAUUUGUUCAAAGUCAUUCUUUUCUGACUGAAACACUUCAGCGUGAGUCAUCAAGGUUUCAUCAUUGCCCUCUCCAUGUCUUAAUAAAUUAUUGUAUGAUAAUAAUGGACUCUUCCUGAUGGAACAAAUAUUUACUACAGAAAGGUUAACUUCUAACAGUAGUUUACCGGCUAGCUAGCUAACUCUUCAGCUCAGUGCAGUAUCAGAAAGUGUUUAAAAGUUGAUCUUGAUGCUUCCUGUCUUUAACUGCAAAAUGAGAUGACCUAAAAGCUAAACUGACGACUCACACUGCUCGACCUGCCGUCCCUCCUCUGUUGCAGGCAUUUGAAGACAUCUACAUUGAGAAGAGAAAAGUUGUGAAGUUGGUGCUGGAGUCUGCUGAUAAGGUCUUCUCCUACAUCUUUGUUCUGGAGAUGUUCCUCAAGUGGAUCGCAUACGGCUUCAAGAAAUAUUUCACCAACUACUGGUGCUGGCUGGACUUUCUCAUAGUGGAUGUGAGUGGAUGAGUUUCAUGUUUCUGUUGUUCUCUAUAAAAGUAGGGUAUUUAGAACAAUGACAGGCUGAAAUUCCGGGGUGAAUGUUAAUCCCUCUUAUUGUAGCUGAAAGAAGCUUUUUAUUUUUGUGGGAUUAACAGCUCGGUAAGUGUCACACUACUGACAGGAAAGCACUUCACUGUUUAUUCAUGUUUUAUGGUAGUGGGCCACUUUUUGAUGGAAACUCUCUUUUUUCCCAUCACAAGCUAGUCCUAGUCAAAGACAACUCUACACAGCUCUAUAAGAAACACUCAGAUUUCUAUUACACAGUGCAGAUUUGUCAAAUUAAACAUGCUUUUAAGCCAUGAUUUGGCCAGACAAGUGGUGUGAAGUCACAAAAGCACCUGAAGCGUGCAGCCCCAGGCCUGACUUGACCUCCUCUGAUUUCACCUGCUGUUACACAGAUAUCUACAGACCGCUCUAUUUUUAGGGUAAGUCGUAGUUAGCAGGUGCAGGUGAGUAUGGGCUCUGGGAUUGAAAACAUCUGCAUCUCAAAUACUUUUGUGUUUCUUCACUCGUAAGUGCUCUCUGUUGUGAUAUCAAAAGCCACUGUCUUGUUUCUAAAUAAAUAUUCUUCUUUGGAUUUGUGCUAUAAUGCCACUUUUUUGAUAAAGUAAUUCAGGACCUUGGCUUUUAUAUCAGCUACAAAUGCAGUGCCAUGAACUCUAAGGUUUAUCUACAGAAGAUCUAGUGUUCUUAAUAAAGCGAUUUAUACUUAUUAAAAUGUUACCGAUGAGACUUUUUAGGGUUUUUUUUUUUUGUCAAUUUAGACGUGCAGUGCUUAAACUUAUGUUUGAGGUUUUAUGUCGAAUUCUCUGUCUGGGUGAUAUUUGUUCUCUCUGUUUUGACAAAGAGUAAAAUCGUGUGGAUAAUACUAUUACUUAUCCUUUAUUUUGAUCAAUCAGGAUUUCUAUUUGACUCUCUGUUAAUGUGCUCUUGUCUUUUAUUGUUUGUACUUUUUGGGGCCAAAGACUUCUCUUGUCUUGGGAAUGAAUUCUGAGUAUCUUCUUUAGAUAUAUUGGACAAACACAUGUGUAAAUAGACUUUUAUAAAGAAAUGAAGACCAAUAGGACCUUCUUGGUCCUAAAUUGUUAUGAUAAACUUAUUGGAUGAAUUGGAUGCAAAUUGGGAGAAAAUUUGGCCAAGACAGGUAUAAAUUCUUUAUAAAACUCACUCUAUUUUAUAUAUAUACAUAUUUUAUAUGUAUAUAUAGCUGAGUAUGCAUGCAUGGACACUUUGGUCUAUGUGUGCAUACUUGUCUGUGUUUUGUCAUCAUCAAUCAUGACAUAAAUUUCUUCUUCCUUUCAUUGAUGUCACAUCAUUUCCAUUCAUAGCUUUCAUCCAAGGGUCAUUCAACAGAGGAAUACCAUUUUGUUUUGUUUGUUUUGGAUGUGGAAUAGAGUGGAAGUCCAAAUUUGUUCAAAGAUGAAACCAAAACAAAAUCAAAUCUUAAACUUUAAAUUUUAAAAACUGUGUUCCAAACUGUGGAAUGUCCCAAAAAAUACUCCCAAAUAUGGCUCUUCAAAUCUCUCUACCUGUCUUUUUAAAAAUAUAUAUAUUAUAAUUUUUUGUGUGUUUUCACUUUUCUUUUCUUUAAAUGAUGAUUAUAAAGAUGAUAUAUGACCAGUUUGUUGAGAAAUAGAAUUAGCCAGCACAUAUUAAUGCUUUAUUCAGUGUUUUUUACAAUGUUAUUCAUAUUGUACUAUGAACAAAUUUCAACUUUUUUCUGUAAAUGUUUUAGUUUAAAUAAUAUCUGAGGAAGACGUGACUUAAUUUCAGGAUGCAACAGUAAACACGUCUUUCUUUACUCCCCACAGGUGUCCUUGAUAAGUCUGGUUGCAAACUCACUGGGGUAUUCAGACUUUGCUGCCAUCAAGUCCCUGAGGACUCUGCGAGCUUUGAGACCUCUUCGAGCUCUGUCCAGAUUUGAGGGCAUGAGAGUAAGAAGUAUUUCUACGCUGAUAUUUCCGUUGACUUGAAAACUCUUGAUAAAUCUCAAAGUAGAAAAUUAACAUCAACAAGGAGGUCAUGUUGUUCAGCAUUGUUCAUUCUUCUUGCUGACAGCUGGAUUAGCUUCUGUGUACUAAGGAUUGUUUUUAUGAGUGUAGUGUAAGUGACAAGGUCCAGAAUAGUGCCUGUGGACUGCCACUGUUUGAAGAUGGAAGUUUUAGCCAUGUUAACAAAGUAGCUUCAAGUAUAUUCGGGCUGAUAGUUAAUCAGUCCUCUCUGUCCAUUAUGAAACAUCUAAAAAGAUCUGCUAUGAAAUCGGAGAGAGAUUCAUGGUCCCCAUUAGAUGAAUCCUUCUGAUAUCUGAUGACCUGCCCGACUUUUCCUCUUAUCUCUGGAUUCACUCUUUUGUUUUUUGGUAAGACAAGUUUGGGUGGAUUUCCAUAUUUGGUUCAGAAUUUUAUGCCUGACCCUCAAACCACAUUUCUUUUGGAGCCACUUAAUCUUAUUUUUAUUUGUCUUUCUCCAACUUAAAUGACAACCAAAUACCUCAAUUGUACUUUAUGUUAAGCAAAUUAGCAACACUAGCUUGUGAUUAUGCAUUAAAGCUGCAAAUAUUAAAAUGUAGACUGUGCAUGUAUGAAAGCUCAUACAGACAUUUUGCUCCAAAUAUCAGCACUCCCACUUUAAUAGUAGCUGGACAAAACUGCAGACAUAGUUUUCGCAUUGUCUUGUAAAAUGUGAAAGCAGGAUCAUAGUCAAAGUUGUCUUAAAUCUGGUUAGAUGAAAUAAGUUUUCUUUAGUCUUGUAAAUACAGAUCAGCUUGAGUAUCAGAGUGAAGUCCCUCAGCUUUUUCAGUUAUUAGUUUUAUUCAUAAAAACAUGUAUGAGGAGGGCUGUGUCAUAUUUAUUAUCAGGAUUGAUCACUGUUUAGGCUCUGUGAAGCUCUCUUGAAUCUUUAUGAGUCAGGCCUCUCUGAGAUUACUCUGGAGUUAACGCAGAAUAGGGCACGUGGCUUUGGUGGCUUUGGUGGCUUGUUUUCCUUCGCUGAGAUCUGACCUAUACCUGUCUGCACCAUGUUGUUUAGUCUGGAUUCUGUGGCGGUUAACAUGAUUUUGAUCAGACUCAGGUUUGAAAGUUGCUUAAAGAGACUUAUGCAGCUUCAGUGGAAUCUUCUGCUCCCACCACACAUUAAACAGAGCUCAUUUAAACCGGCACCAGGACUGGGCCUGUGAUCUGAAACUGUGACUACAGACUGACCUGUAUCCUACCUGUGUCCUUUAGGUGGUUGUGAACGCUCUGAUCGGAGCCAUCCCCUCCAUCAUGAACGUGCUGCUCGUGUGUCUCAUCUUCUGGCUCAUCUUCAGCAUUAUGGGCGUCAAUCUGUUUGCUGGCAAGUUUGGGAAGUGUGUGAACAGAACAGGCUUCGUCCACAGCGUGUCUGUAAUCAACAACAAGUCAGAUUGUCUCAAUAUGAACGACACCCAGUUCUACUGGACCAAAGUGAAGGUCAACUUUGACAACGUGGGGCUGGGCUACCUCUCCCUGCUACAAGUAGUGAGUCUAUCAAAGCUGAACUUUUUGAAAGUGAAGUCAAAAAUUUUAAGUUUUAAAAUGUUUGUUUUUUAAAGGAAACUCAUACAUUCAAAGCUCAGGUGCUUAAUUUGUGUAAUGUUGUGUUGUAAUUGUAGGCGACAUUCAAAGGAUGGAUGGAGAUAAUGCAUGCAGCUGUGGACUCAAGAGGAGUAAGUAACUGUUUUUACUAACAGAUCCAACAUCAUAAACCUGAAGUAACCUGCUGAUGUUUCAAACCGUUUAAUUUCAGGUGGAGGAGCAACCCAUCAGAGAAAUCAACCUCUACAUGUACCUCUACUUUGUCGUCUUCAUCAUUUUUGGCUCCUUCUUCACCCUCAACCUCUUCAUUGGUGUCAUUAUUGACAACUUUAAUCAGCAGAAAAGAAAGAUAAGUCUUUAAAAAACAUUUCACAUCUGUGUGUGUGUGUUAUGUUAUUAUAUAUUAUGUGUGUUAAAUUGAACAGCCGCUCUUGAGGAUUUACAAAGAGUUAUUGAGAAGAAAAAUAGAAAAAUAUGGCGAACUGUGUUCAAACACUGAUAAAGUGUCAUCUGUUUCUGUUAAAAUAACGUAGAGUGUGUCUGCCCUCACUUAGGAGGACAGGACAUCUUCAUGACCGAAGAACAAAAGAAGUACUACAAUGCCAUGAAGAAGCUAGGAUCUAAAAAGCCUCAAAAGCCAAUCCCAAGGCCUGGGGUAAAAUAGAUUACUUUAAAUUGACUCACUUUCAGAUAGCCUUCCAACAAUCUUCUCAAUACUGACCUUACAAUAUGAUUUAAAAUGACUGACAUGCUGUUUGCACUCUCUUAUCUCAGAAUAUGCUCCAGGCCUUUUUCUUUGAUCUUGUGUCAAAGCAAGCUUUCGACAUCAUGAUCAUGAUGCUCAUCAUCGUCAACAUGGUGACCAUGAUGGUGGAAACUGAUGAGCAGUCAGAGCGCAUGGAGUCUAUCCUGAACAAAAUUAACCUGGUCUUCAUCGUGAUCUUCACCACUGAAUGCCUGAUCAAGAUUAUUGCCCUUCGAUGUUACUUCUUCACAGUUGCAUGGAAUAUCUUUGAUUUUGUGGUGAUUAUUCUCUCCAUCGUAGGUGAGUAGAUGUGCCGCCAAACACUAUCAUUUAUUUAAGCUGUCAAAGUGGUGAUGCUGUUCAAUAUAGCUGCUUUGCCUAUUGUUUAUCUGGGUGUAAAGACAGAUAAAAGAAACAAUUAAUUUCAAAGUUUUUGUCAAGGCUACUCAAUCACCUUAAUAUUUAAAGGCUCUGGGAGAGUUUCUAACUUUAAAAACAGACUAAAACAGCCUUUACAUGACCUUCAAAAGCAGAAAGUACCAUCAGCAACAAGGCUGAUCAUGUCUGAUGUAAUUUUCAAGCACGAAGCCGCUUUGAGUGGGUAGGUGUCAGACAAAAUGGUAGACAACAGGAUAAAGAAGCAGCCCGUUUUACCCCUUCCGCUGUAAAUACUCUCAGUUGAGUGGUAUGUUUUACUUUAAAGGACAAUAGGAUGAGAUUUUCUGUCUGCAAACAAAAAAGAGAGGUAUAAUUUUGUCCACAAGGGGCACCAAAACCGCAACAAACCAAAAGUUCCUCACAGCUGUUUUAAAACCAGUGAUGACUCCAUGUGAAAAGCGGUAUAGGAAUGAGGAAAAUCCCUCUGCCACUGAGUCAAUAAAUUCAUCUGUCAAGAGCCUCUCCCAGUCCAAUCACGCCUUUAUCAGACAGACUGUGACUGUGGCAGCCCCAGGGCCUGUCCUGCAGGGGUGUGCGCAGGCUUUUUUGACUGUGGCGGCACAGCUUGGGCACUGACAUAAGGAAAGGUUAUACAAUGUAGGUGAUAACUGGUACUCUUUUUCUAUCAGUUUUAACUGCAAUCAUUUUAGUAUCAGAUGUUAUUUCUUUAUGUGAAUAUAUUUUUUGACCUUAAAAAAGAAACGGUAUAGAGUGGCAACACAUUCAUCUUUCAUAUAGAGGCUGUAAUCUUUGCUUCAACAGUUUAUGGUCUGACUAUUUUGCUGGAGCCCUGCUCAAGACCAGUCAGUUGAGAAGGCACCAAAAGAACAAGAGCUACAGCAGGUGUUUUGACUCCCAGCCACGACCCUGUGACACCUGUCUCUCCUCCUGCCUUCUCCACACAUGAUCUUUUUCCAUUUAGCUGUCCUAUCCAUUAAAGGACAGGUUCAAAAAUAUUAAAACAAAAAAUAAAUGAAAGAGAGAGGGCUCAGGAACAAGGCAUUUCCCUCCCACUCUAUAAUCUACUAAUGGAAAGGUGUCUGAGCCUGUGGGCGGCUCACAGAGGUUACAUGCCACCUGCUGGUUUGAAGAUGAGCAAUGCCUCAAUGACAGAAAAUUUAUGGAAAAGAUCCCUGAUAAAGACUGCAGAACAGACAACUCUAUAGACCUUUCCUGUUGGUUUGGGCGCUCUGAGGUGAGGAGCAGCCAGGCCCAUUUCAAGACACUUUCAGUCAAGGGGCAGUUGGCCUUCAAUCUGCUGUCCGUCAUACACAGCCAGCCUGGGCUAGCUUUAGAGAGAAUGAUUUCUUUCACCAUCAAGAGCAGUCAGGAACUUCAUAGUUGGAGUUUCCCCAAACUCAGGACAUGUGCAGCCACAGGGUCAUAUCUAGUGGAUGGAUUGUUUCUGUUGAUUGGAAAGAAUGAAAAUGAAAACAGGUUUUUAUUUUUGUUUUAAUUAUUUUCAUCCUGUUUUUACUUCAAGCAACUUUUUUCACACUACAAGUGGUCAUCCACUGGUACUUAACAGGGCUGCCCUUCAUAGUUUAUUGCAGCUUUAAGUGUAUUUGAGUUCAACGAAUGACUCCCCGCUCUUUUACUGUCUCUCUUUUCAGGGAUUGUUCUUGCAGACAUCAUUGAGAAAUACUUUGUAUCUCCAACCCUGUUUCGAGUCAUCAGACUGGCAAGGAUAGGACGUGUACUUCGACUUAUACGUGCAGCCAAAGGAAUAAGGACUCUACUGUUUGCCUUAAUGAUGUCUAUGCCAGCUCUGUUCAACAUCGGCCUCCUUCUAUUCCUCGUCAUGUUCAUUUAUGCUAUAUUUGGUAUGGCGAACUUUGCCUACGUGAAAAAACAAGAUGGGAUCGAUGACAUGUUCAACUUUGAAACCUUUGGGAAUAGUAUGAUCUGUCUUUUUCAGAUCAGCACCUCUGCAGGUUGGGACAACCUACUGAGUCCUAUCAUGGCCAGCUCCCCAGAUGAGUGUGAUCUAUACUUUGUCAACACUGGCACCAACACUCGGGGGAACUGUGGCAGCCCCUCAGUGGGCAUAGCUUUCUUUGUCAGUUACAUAAUCAUCUCUUUCCUCAUUGUGGUAAAUAUGUACAUAGCAAUCAUUCUGGAGAACUUCAGCGUUGCCACAGAGGAGAGCACAGAGCCACUGAGCGAAGACGACUUUGAAAUGUUUUAUGAGGUUUGGGAAAAGUUUGACUCAGAGGCCACACAGUUUAUUGAGUUCCCAAUGCUGUCGAGCUUCGCUGACACUUUGUCGGAGCCUCUGCGAAUAGCUAAGCCCAACAUGGUGAAGCUGAUCUCCAUGGAUCUUCCCAUGGUGAGCGGGGAUCGGAUCCACUGCCUGGACAUCCUGUUUGCCUUCACAAAGCGAGUCUUGGGAGAGUCAGGUGAGAUGGAUGCACUCAAGCAGCAGAUGGAAGAGAAGUUCAUGAUGACCAACCCCUCCAAGGUUUCCCAUGAGCCUAUCACGUCCACACUGCGCCGCAAGGUGGAAGAGGUGUCCGCCAUCAUCAUCCAGAGGUGUUACAGGAGGCAUCUGGUGCGCCGGCAGAUGAAACAGGCUUCCUACCUCUACAGACAGAUCAACUGUGAGACUGUGGUGGAUGUGGAGAACGCUCCAGAGACAGAGGGCCUGAUCGCCUCUUUGUUACAGCACUAUGGACCUGUGGAGUCAGAGGCUGCAGAGACGACAGAGGACCCUCUAAUGUCCUCACCACCAUCUUAUGACAGUGUGACAAGGGCAGCCAGUGACCCGCCAGAGGUUUUCAGAUCGAUACCCAGAGACUCUAAACCUGCAGAGCCUGGUGAAAACUAUGAGGAAACAUUUCUCUGA
Messenger RNA from Xyrichtys novacula (pearly razorfish), 55880 nucleotides. The record is from the annotation of a GenBank genome assembly. NCBI's taxonomy places the organism in Eukaryota, Metazoa, Chordata, Actinopteri, Labriformes, Labridae.